Messenger RNA from Pelobates cultripes (western spadefoot toad), 45970 nucleotides. The record is from the annotation of a GenBank genome assembly. NCBI's taxonomy places the organism in Eukaryota, Metazoa, Chordata, Amphibia, Anura, Pelobatidae.
GGAAAUGUAGUUUUUUCCGCUGGCUGGUGAAUGCGGCGCGAGCUGCCUGAUCGUGUGGUCGCGCGCGCUGUGCGGUAGGCGGGGCCUCGCUGAGCACGCAGUUCCCGGAAGAGCUGCUGGGGAAUGACAAGGGGGAGGGGAGCUGUACCCGGAGUUUGUUUAUUGUUUUCCGAUGUGCGGAAUCGCUGUGUGAUUCGUUCGAUGUGAGCCUGGAUGGAGUGGAUGUACUGGCAGUAAGACAGCCGCCGCUCACACAGAACAUGAGUGCGGGGGCCAGCCUGGUGAGUGGAGGCAAUAGGAGCUGGAAAUAAACACUGCUCCAUGUGGAGCCUGCAGGGUGACCGGCCAGCUAUGGCAAUGCUGCACAAGGAGGGAGAAAGUCAUACAUAUAGUAUAAAUACACGGCCCCUCUACCCCCCCAUUAUUGGAGAGGAAUGAUGGGUUACUCGGGAUAUUGUCCAUUAUGGUUGUGUUUAAGAUGUUAAGAUUGUUUUACUUGUAUACCAAGGGUGGACCUCCUUGGGGCUUAUUUAUCAAAUCAGUUAAAGGGAAACUAUAGUCACCCAGACCACUUCAGCUCAAUGGAGUGGUCUGGGUGCCAGGUCCCCCAGAUUUUAACCCUUCAGGUGUAAACAUAACUGCCUUGUUUACAUAGCAGGGUUAAUCCAGCUUUUAGUGGUUGUCUUCCUGACCGCUGCUUGAGUCGUUUCUGUGACGCUGGAUGCGAAAAUCGCAUUCAGUGUGCAGAACGUCCAUAGGGAAGCAUUGAGAAAUGCUUUCCUAUGGACUGUUUGAAUGCGCACGCGGCUCUUGCCGCGCAUAUACACUCCACUCAGGACGUCGGAGCGGGAGGAGAAGUUACCAGCAACGAGGGAGCCUGGCGCUGGAUUAAAGUAAGUAACUGAAGGGGUUUUAACCAUUUCAGUGCUGAGGGAGGGGGACCCUGAGGAGGGGUGGGGGGGACCUAAGUGUUGUAUAGUGUCAGGAAAAUGAGUUUGGUUUUUCUGACACUAAAGUGAUCCUUUAAUUGGAAUAGAAGAGCCUCGUAUGAAUAAUUAUAGAAUAGGAAUGGCCAGCUACUGCAAGUGUCUGCUGCACAUGGUGUAACACAAGUUAAAGGGACACUGCAGGCACCCAGAUAAUUUUAUCUUAUUGAAGUGACCUGGAUGCAUUGUCCCUGUGACCCUGAGCCCUGAAAUGUGAAACUGCAUUUUUCAUAUUCCAGGGUGUAGAGACUGUCUCUAUCAGACAGCCACUAGAAGCUCUUUCUGCUGUUUCACAGAGUUUGACGUCCCCUACAAUAUAUGGACGUCCAGCAUACUCAAAAUCCCCGUAAGAAUACAUUGAUUUAAUGAUUUCCUAUGGGAAAGGCCCAAUGCGCACAAUAGGUUACCUCUUGGUGCUGGAAACUGAGUCAGAGAUCCCUCUGCUCUGGAGUCGAGUGAAAGAAAGGGUGAAUUUUAUUUUGAGUGUCAAUCUAGUUUUAUUGAGGCAUGAAAAAUAUAAAGCAAGAUAGUAUAGUUGUGACUGCACCACGUUGAGACAGGUGUAAAACAGUUGAUCGAGCAUUGGCACAAAGCAAGAGACAUACAAGGCUAUGGUAUGGCGUGUGGCAUGUCACACAGUGAGCUAGAUGGCCUCAUUUUAUAAUAGUAGAAUAAUUAACUUUUUCCGUGCAACGGGGUGGCAAAGGAAUUCCUUAGUGUUAAGAAUAUAGCUUUGUAUGUUUAAUAUAUUAAUCUUUUUAUCAAAUUUUAUAGUAUAGAUAAACCCAACUCAUCCUUACCUUUAUUAUAUGGCCAGAUCCUUCAGUACAGGGUCAAAGUUUGUUUAUGUUUGCCAUCUGCAGCGAACCGUUCGGGACAUCACUACUGGUGGGACGUGGUAAUUGCACCCUAUGUCCCCAAUGCUUCACUAUAAGAAUUGGAUUGGUCAGAGAUUAUCAAUCCUGUUGAUCUCACAGAACAUGGAGCUACUGAGGAUGAGAAUACUGAAGUUUGAUGAUUUUUUUUUUUUUAAAGGGACAGGGUAGGCACCCAGACCACUACAGCUCAUUGAAGUGGUCUGGGUGCAAUGUCCCAUGUCCUUUAACCCUGCAGUGGUAAUUAUUGCAGUUAAUUAGAAACUGCAAUAAUUAUCUCUGAGGGUUAACUCCUCCUCCUAGUGGCUGUCUAUUAGACAGCCACUAGAAGGACUUCUGGAAUUGAAAUGGACCAUUAUCUGACGCUGUACGUCCUCACGCUGUGCAUGAGGAACUCCAGCGUCAGAUUUUUUUUCCCCAUAGGAAAGCAUUGAAGGAAGGGGGUUACUGCAGGAUUCUACAGUGCUAGUAAAAAUGGCUUUAUUUUCCUGGAACUUUAGAAUCCCUUUAAUUAAGUUUUCCAGUAAAAAAAUGGGGGCACUGAAUCUAAAAAGGGCAAAGACACUCUAAAUUUGAAAAACUGAAACCUCCAUAAUUGCUCUCUUGCAGUCUCUCGAUCUCCAGUGUGUCAGUCGGAGGGAUUUCCAGCAUACACUCCCUCAUGUUGGAGCGAUUACUGAGGUCUGCAUCUCUACUGGAGGUGUAUACCUGACACUGUCACAGUAGACUGCCAAAUAAUGACCCACUCCCCCCUACUCCACCAGUGGAGUUAAAACAGAGCACCACCCACGCAUUACAUACAACCAGUAUACAAUACAUUGUGUAUUCAGACCUCUAUUUUUUCACAUUUCUUGUUUAACUUAAAUAUGUUUUUUCCACAUUAAUCUACAUCUACACAAAACAAUAAUGACGAUGCAAAAAUGCAGAUUUGACCGUAAAUUUGUUAAAAUAAAACAUAAAUCACAUUAGUAUUCCGAACUUUAAUUUAGUACUUGUUGAAGAACCGUUGGCUGCAAUUACAGCAUCUUUUAGAGUAUGUUGCCCCAAUCUUUCCACACCUGCAUUUGUGCUUUCCACACCUGGAGUUUUUGCCAUUUGUCUCUCCAGAUCAGGAUGGAAGGAAAUCCGUUUUCAAGGCGCAGCAGAGAUAUUUGUUAGGGUUCAAGUCUAGGCUUAGGCUGGGGAUCUCAAGGACAUUCACACAGUUGUCCCGAAGUCACUUUUGCAUUGUCUUGUUGGAAGGUGAGUCUUUGUCCCCGCUUGAGGUCUGGAGUGCUCUGGUGCUAGUUUUCAUUUGAGGAACACUGUAGGCUCUAUUUCCGCUCUUUGAAUAUAUUAUAGGGUUUGGCUUUUCUUGGUCCUGCCACCACUAGAAGCAUGGCUAAGGCACAUAUUCUCUCUGAUUUAUACCUGAAUGGACACUGUGCUAGGCUGGAGAGGCCAGCUGACUCUGUCUCCCAUUGCUAUUCAGGAUAAAGCUUCAUGAUUAGCCUGAAUGGCACAAAGGAGAUGUAUAGCAUUAAUACAUUAAAGGAACACAGACGUGUUAGGAAUACAAACCAGUAUUCCUAACACUUUAGUGCGCUGUUCCUAGUUGUAGAGGCGUUCCCUCCCCCCUCCUAAUCUUUAAUGCUGUAUUAUCCAUCUGCGUUGCUUGCCUCUUUCUCUUGCAAUGUCAUGGAGGAAGCAUGGCUUCCUCCACUAUGGUCCAAUCUAAUGCUCGACACAAUCCUGCCUUGAAGGACUGAUCAGCAGAGUGCUACACUAAUGGUUUCUCUCAUCUUCUCAGAUCUGAGUGACCAUGAGGUUUUUUUUUUUUUGUCACAUCUCUUUCCAAAGCCCUUCUCCUACCAUUGCUCAGUUAGGCUGGGUGUCCAGAUGUAGGAUCAUGGAACCACUGUGCUUGUUGGAAAACUUCAAUGAGUGCACCCUCUUAAAAAUCCUGCCUUUCAGCUCUGCAGGCAGUUCCUUUGAAGUCAUGUCUAGGUUUGUGCUGUUGUAUGCAUUUACAGCUGUGAGAUCUCAUAUAGCAGGUGUUCUCAACCCAGUACUCAAUGACUCCCUGCCAGCCCCCUAAAACACAUUAGACACAGCAGGGUAAUCCCGAAAUACUGGACAGUUCGGGGGUCCUUGAGGACUGGGUUGAGUACCCCUGUUAUAUAGACAGGUGUGUACUUUUCAAAAUAUGUCCGGUCAAUUGAAUUUGCCGCAGGUGGACACCAAAGUGUAGAAACAUCUUAAAGUUGAUCCAGAGAAAUGGGAUGCACCUGAGCUAAAUUUUAAGUGUCAUAGCAAAGAGUCUGAAAACUUAUGUGACAUUUCUGUUUUUUUUUUUUUUCUUAUUAAUAAACUUGGAAUAGUGUCAAGAAUCUGUUUUUUGCUUUGUCAUUAUGGGUUUUUGAGUGUAGGUAGAUGGGGGAAGCUACAAAAUAUUUUAGCAGAAUGCUGCAAUAUUUAAAAUAAAAAUGAAGGGGUAUGCAUACUUUCUGAUUGCACUGUACACACAAAUUACAUACAUACAGACAACACACACAUGCAUUACUCCCAACCUAAACAGACCACACAUGCACUCGUUGCACAGUUAUGGAGAAGGACAUGGGGCUAAUACCCCAAAUUUUUCACAGAUUAAAUCCCAGUGGCAAAACUAAGACAAAAUAACCAGUUGUGACUAGCUGGGUUGGAUAAUUUUCUAAAUCGGUUAUUUGUGCAUCAGUUUUUCCAUUCAGAUUUAAUUUGGGAAAAUUCAGUUUAGUGAAUAAACUGCCAAUGUCCAUCUCUAAAAAGGUUCCCGGACUAUCUAAUUUGACAUAAAAUUUUAGGUUUGAUUUCCACAUCCAAAUGUAUACUCCAAAAAUAAUUUUCAAGUAAGUCUUAUGUAGUACUAUAUAUGUUUAUUCACAGCCAAAUGCUCUAUUUAAAUUAAUAAUUUUCAACAAAAUUCAACACUGGCGAGUUCCUCUCGUUCAGUUGUUCCAGUUCCUAGACUGCAAGUCGCCUAACAUUACUAAGUCCUCCCAUGACCUUACACAUUCAUUAGUGGCAUUGAUGUUUUUCCUUUUUGGCUCAGUGUGACUUAGAUUUGGGUGAAAAGGUAAACCUUUAAGGAAUUCUAUCAGCCAAGUGGAAGAGAAUUGAGCUCAUUUAGUGCAAAAAAACUCUUGAAUUACAGAUCCUCCUGCACUGAUACGCAUAAUUCUAUAUUAUCCCCAUGUACUUUGGAGAGAAGCCUGAGUUGCAUAUUUAGUGACUUUUUAAAUUGCUGCUGUAGAAGCAUGCUGGUUUGUAGCAAAAUAGUAAACUACUAAUCCUCUGGCAAGUGGCUGGACACACCUCUUGUGUUUUGUAUGUCCAAUGAACCUUCCAUCUAAUAUUAAAGGAACACUAUAGGGUCAGGAACACAAACAUGUAUUCCUGACCUUACAGUGCAAAGCCCACCAUUUAGUUGGCUUGUCCCCUCCUCCCUCCCCACACUUACAAGUUAAUAAACCUCACCUUAUUUUCAGCACUGUGCGGGUCUCCGCCCCCUUGGUGACAUCGUCAGAAUUGCUGGUUUUAUAGCCAAUCCAAUGCUUUCCUAUGAGGAAAGCGUUGGAUUGACUAAAAUCGGCAAGGGGUGGGGCCAAACACUGUUUUGGCGAAUCAGCACCACCUCAUAGAGAUGCAUUGAAUAAAUUCAACUCUAUGAGCAAAAUUCAGCGUCCCCAGGCAGAGCGUGGAGACACUGAACGGCACUGCUGCCUAAUGUGCAGCACUGAGACAGGAAGCACCUCCAGUGUCCAUCUGAGGAGUGGCCACGUAGAGGUGUCCUUAGGGGCAAUGUAAACACUGCCUUUUGUCUUUAAAAAAAAAAAAAAAAAAAAAAAAUGCUUCCGCACAGAUGAGUUGAGUUGCUGUACACUAUGACAUAUCAUUAAAAACUGUUUGCAGUUGAAGGGAGGACACUGCAGGGAGACUCCAGACACUAACUAUUUCAACGAGAUAAAGCAGUUACCGUGCCGUCAUUGUCUCUUUUUAAGUAAUUUUGGUCAUAGAUGCUGCCUCUGAGAAGCAAUACUGUUUACAAUCUUAGGAAAUACUAGUGUCUGUCAGUCAGCCAGUAGGGGCUUUUGCAAGUUUUAAUUAUUAAAUCUAUUUGAUGUCCAGUGUCAGCUAGCAGAGUAUGCUGACAACAAACCGUGUUCGCAGUGUACCUGCUUGAACAAAAGUCAGCCUGAUUGAUAACUUCAAUGGAGGAGAAUUACAGUACAUUAAAUAAACUGUCCUGGUACUACAAUUAAGGUGCAUUCAUUUUUUAUUUUUUUUAUCAUCAAUUGGGAAAACAAAAAACACAAGGGGCCAUAUUCUGGCCUUGUUAAAGAACCACAUCUAAUUAAUUUUAUUUUUAUAAUUGAAGUGCAGCAACCAUCAUGUGCCAUUUAACUUUUUGAAGACUAAGUGUAUUGGUAAUUACAGGGAUAGUAAUUUGAACAUUUCUGUGCGCUUUAUCUUGAUUUAUCACAGAAUCACUUAUGUGAGUUUAACUAUGUCUUUUUUUUUUUUCAACAGACCCGCUUUAAAAGAUCUUAUCGAUCAAGAUAUUGUCCCAAUAAGGGGUAGGUUUUUGUGUUUCUUUUUAUGUAUUUUUCUUGAUGCUUUUGCUACCAUUACAUUUGAGAUUUCAGGGGAAGCUUUAGCUUUCAAUAACUCUAUCCUGCAGCUAAUCUUCCUUCCCAAGCAUACAAUUUAUUUUGUGCAAUUAUACCCUGUAAACUCACUUAAUUGGAUUUAUGUGAUUCCAAAGAAGGAAGCAUUAAAUGAACACUCAAAGCACCACAACCACUGCUGCAUUCUGUAGUGGUCAUGUUAUGGUGGAGCUGUCCUACACAGUAAGCAUUCAAAACCAUUUUGGUAUAAAUUAACAACUUACCCAGUGCCCUGCUUCUUGUUUUCUACGAGAUUCCAAUUAUAUCUACAGACCUGGGUGCCAGGACCCUCUAGUUUUAACCCUGCAGCUGAAAACAUAGCAGUUUCAGAGAAACUGCUAUGUUUCACUGAGGGUUAAUCCAGCCUCUAGUUGCUGUCUCACUGACAGCCGCUAGAGGCGCUUCCGCAAAAAGAUGCUGGACGUCCAUAGGAAAGCAUUGAGUAAUGCUUCAUAUGGGCUGUUUGAAUGUGUGCACGGCUCUUGGUAAAACAAAUAUAAUCUGUAGAUAUACUUGCAAAACAGAAAUCACUUUGACACCUGUAGCCCCGAUGUGCACAAAUGGGUAUACAAAUACAGAUAAACAUUAUAAACCGUGAAAUAAAUCAGGGAAAGCAAGGAUAGACAAAUACAUAGAAACCUAUUGAAGCACAAGGUCCAGCUGACCUCCAUUCCCCAGAGAUCCAGGCGGAGCCUUGCAUUUUUUUUUAUGUCUCCCUGUGGAGAUCCCGCAAUUUAUUCCUAAUUUGAAAGAUCUCACACCAGCCUACCUGCGAUCAGGGCUACAGGUGUCAAAAUGAUUUCUGUUUUGCAAGUAUAUCUACAGAUUAUAUUUGUUUUACCACAAUCACUGUUUGGUAAUAGAUAGUUAUGAUAUGCACCUCAAUUUAUGUACACAGAGGUAUAUCCACUCUCUAUUAGAGGUUCACAGUGAAUGCUAUUCUUUUUUUGCGCACCAUCACUACUGUAAAUUAUAAUAGGAAAAUACCCAACUUUGAAAAGAGGUUUUCAGUUUAACUACCCAAUACUUUUUAAAAUAAACCACUCAACUGCCUAUUCUAAAAUAAUUGUGUUUUUUAAUUUACUGGUAACCUCUAUCAAAUUACUUGUUUAUUCUUUACCAACUAGGUCAGGUGGACUGCCUGAUUUGCAACCUGGGCAAAAUGUUUUGUCUGCGAUAAAAAAAUAUUUUGACAACCAAGGUAAGCCAUAAUAAUGAGUUGUAUUCACUGACAUGUUGAUUUCUUAAAAAAAAAAAAAAAAGUAAUGUGUAUAUUUUGGGUGCUUAAACAUAAAUGCAUUUUCAAUUCUGGUCACUAUAACACUGUGUCGGUUCUCCACUAGACCCACAUCAAAAUCUGUGCAAGAUGGAGGACAGUUUUCAUCAGACCACAUUAGAUACACCUAACUCUGUGUUUUGCCACAUAGAAAGCGGCAAAAACUGUGUGUGAAAUAAAUAUAUAUAUUUUUAAAUUUAUUUGCACUCAGUCUUGUUAUAUUCCUUUAUUACUUCAUAAUGAAGUUAAAACAUCCAAAUUUCAAUCCCCAUCAACGUUUGUUAGGAUCAUCUUCUCCUUUGCAGGUCUGAAAAUUAGGUAAAUACAACCUCAGGUGAACAACACAUGACAUAUUUAUUUAACAAAAAUAGUGCCCAAAUGGAGAAGCCAUGUGUGAAAAAUUAUGCACACUUACUGUUUCCAUAGGAAAAGAGAGGCUACGUAACAGACAGGCCCUUGAUUAAUUGAUCAUUAGCAAGUGUGACCACCUCUAUAAAAGCAGAGGUUUUAGCAAUUUGCUGAUCUGGAGCAAUCAGGUGUGUGUUAACACAAUGUCAAGGAGGAAAGACCUCAGCAAUGAUCUUAGAGAAGCAAUUGUUGCUGCCCAUCAGAGUGAGCACUGGAAACAGGCAUUUAAAAGGUUUAACUCCUUGCUCACACCAUGGAGUUCCAGGUAUCUCUGGCUCCCAUCUAUCAGCUGGGGACAUUUUAGUGGACAGAUUAGUAGGGAAACCAAUUAAUGUACAGCUUGUUCAAUAAAGUAAUGGGUACCAAGGGUAUAAAAAACACCUCUACCAAGUGGAAUAAUGACAUAAUUAAAGAAAUACCCGCACUCCAGCUUUAAUAAAAUACAAAUGUUAUUAGAUACAGGCAAAAUACAAUAUAGUCUAUGUAUGCCUAUAGUAUUGUCAUAUAGUAUUAGUACCAAACUGUAUCCGCAAGGAAUGCAAAAGCAGAGUAACAUACUAAAUAAACAAAGAAAUGCAUAUACAAAGCAUAGAAAAAUACAAAGCAAUAAAAAAAAUAAGACUAUUGUACAAUUUUACCUUGCAAAUGGACAGGAGUAAACACCCAACGUUUUGGCUACAAAGCCUUUGUCAAGGGUCCCAAAGUCAUUUUAUGAAAAGAAAUCUGAUUUAAAUAAAAAAAUCUGUUAAUUUAAUAUUUUUUUUUCAAUGAUUUUUAUCUACCCUGUUUUUGUCUAGAUCGCAUUUUUAUGUUCCUUUUUUUAUGCACACCACGCCUAUACUCAAGGGCAUCAAAUAUAAAGAAGGAAGAUGCAGAAAAAAGUAGUGUGUAAAGUGAUAGUUUGUCCUAGGUACCAGAAUAUGAAUGACUGGCCUUGUCUGUAGCUUUCACACUCACUAGUGAGUAGAGCUGGAAGACCAUGGUCCGGAAAAGGUUAUAAUUGAUAAAACCAGUUUGUUCACCAUACCAACUUCAUUGAAAUGAUGUUAUGGGAUCAGGAGGUUAGUGGCACAUCCUUACCUCAAGGGGUUAAACUAUCCACGGAUUGUUUAACUCCAGAGAGUGCAAUCCAGCUCCGUUCUUGACUGUUCCUGACAUCCGAUGUCUCAAAUUCGGAUAGAGGAAGCAGAGGCGUCAAUAAUUAACUUUGAGCGGUCAGCUCUUGAUCUAAGCCAAUCAGUAGCUCCACAUUCCUAAAUUCUUCUAAAUUUGAGACACUGAAUGUUGUUUAACAGCCAGAAACAGGCACAGCUUGUAGUCGUUGGGGUUAAACCAGUUGUGAACCGUUUAACCCCUUGAAGUAAGAAAGAGACAGGGAUCUUCUGGCACCAUAACAUCUUCAUCUCAAUAAAUGUUAUGAUGCCCAGAGUGUUCCUUUAAUCAUUAAAGGAACACUCUGGGCAUCAUAACAUUUAGUGAUAGGUAUAUUCUACGCUAAAAAGAGUACAAGUCCUAAACAAUAAGUAGGGGGAACUCCUGAGAUUCCUUACUUUUUUCUAUCCAUUAAAGCUUAAUGGAUAGAAAAAGGUAAGGAAUCUCAGGAGUUGCCCCACUUAUUGUUUAGGACUUGUACUCUUUUUAGCGUAGAACAUAAGUAUCUUAACACUGUUUAAGGACUCUGGUAUGUGUCUGUAGUUCACAGUAGUUAAACACUCUAGCUAUAUUAGAAAGAGAAAAUAGAUUGAGGUAUCUUCUGAUGGUACUUAAAUGCCUAUGUUUUAAUUAGAUAUUUUCUCCUCUCUCAGGUAGUGAUAGUGAUUCCCAGUUAUCUGAUUUAUGUAACACUUUAUCACCUGCAAGUGAAAUAUCCAGUGUACAUUCUACAGCACUUAAACAACUUAGCAGACCGGUAAGUUAACAUUAAUUUGUCUAACAAAUUUUUGCAGCAAUGCAACACUAUAUAUAAAAUAUAUACUAUAAUAAAACUUGGGAGUCUAGAAUAAUGAACAGUUACACAUAUUUAUAUCCCUUUUUUUUAGUCUUGUGAAAUACAGUUUCAUUUAUUACCUUUUCCUGAAUAUUUGAUUACAUUUAUACAUAUAUAUAUAUAUAUAUAAUUUGUGACUUGUUUACAAUCUUUUUACGACUGCUUCAUUUUCACUGACAAAGACUGCAGCAACUCAUUUGACUCCCUUUGAAUUUAUAAUUAAUCUGAACUAAUUGCUUCUAUGUUAUACUGUUGGACGAUGAUUAAAAUGGGUAUCUCACAAUGAUGUACAGAUUGCCCAGUGUUAACAGCUGAUGAUGUAUUGGGGGCAUACAGUUUUCAAGUAAAAUUAUCAAUGUCUACCUAAUGAGAAAUUAAUUUAACAAUGUUUCACGAUGCCUACUAUACAUGCUUGUCAGAUUCUGUGUAAUGGGCAGAAAGUCAGAUACUAGCUCCUUCGACCUACCUACUUCGAGAUUGUUGUUGGUGUUCCUUGAUGGCAGUGGCCUCGUUCAGCAUGAUAAUGCACCAUGCCACACUGCAAAAAUGGUUAAGGAAUGUUUUGAGGAACAUGACAAAGGCGUUUAAGGUUUUUUUGCCUUGGAUUCCAAAUUCCCCAGAUCUCAGCCCAGUUGAGCAUCUGUGGCAUGUGCUGGAACAACAAAUCUGAUCCAUUGAGGCCCCACCUCACAACUUGCAGCAUUUAAAGGAUCUGCUGCCAAUGUCUUGGUGCCAGAUAACACAACAUACGUUCAAAAGUCUUGUGGAGUCCAUGCCUUGACACAUCAGAUCUAUUUUUGCAGCACGAGGGGGGCCUACAUGAUAUUAGCCACAUUUUUUUCAUUUUGACAAUUUGUGUUUUUGUCAUUUUUGAGACAUAUGGAACUUUGGGGGUACAGAAAGGAAAAAAGGGGGGGAAGGAGGAAAAAAAAAAGUAAGUCAUACAUUCCACAAUAUACAGUUUGAUUGUCUAACAUGCGUGUGAUUCGCCACUCGGCGUCUGCUCUUCAAGGGGACAUUAUAGAGAAUAGGUAGGCCUGUGCAGGUGAUAUUUACCCUUCAUCAUAAGGGUUACCAAUGUGUCUCAUUUACCUCGUGCCUAUGGUGUAUCUGCCUGCUUUGACUCUCUAGCCCAUUGUUCCCUUGUGGCCUGCUUCCUUUGUGUGCUUGUGUAUUCAUUUUGUGAUGUCUGACCCCCCUAUCUCAACCCCUGGUUCACCUCCUUGAAGUUGUUGCUCUCUUUCUCAUCUCACUGUGUGCUCUUUUCUGUUUAUGCCCUCCAUCUCUCUCCCGCUUGACCUGUGUGUUUCAUUGGUCUUAUGUGUUUAUUUGCCAUCAUCUCGUACUUCCAGUUUAUGGAGAUUUGUUUGGUUAGAGCUUCUCUUGUUGGUACCUGAGUCGAUUUUCCACGCUCUGGCUAGGAGUGUUACUGCUGAAAUCAGCAGGUGGAAUAUCAGGCAUUGGUCAGUGUAUUUGGUAUCAUGAAUAAUAUGCUUUGUUCUAUGGUCAAUGGCCAUGGUCUAUCUAGUAGGUCUGUUGCUAAAUCCCUCACCAUUGUCCAGUAGGUCUUUAGCUGUGCACAGUACCACCACAUGUGUUCCAUGGACCCCCCGACCUCCCCGCAUUUCCAGCACACAUUAGGAUGGUUAGGAUAUAUCCUGACCAGUUUCUCUGGCAUCAUGUACCACCUAUAUUGCAGCUUCCUGAUCGUUUCGAGAUGUCGUGCAUCGUGUAUUACCUUUGUGUAUUGUGAAUGCCCUGCGCCACUGGUCUUUGUCUAUGACAUACCCCAGUUCUUUGUGCCAUGCUGACUGGAAUGCCAUGUCAGCUUCUGUCUUCUCGUCUAUGAGUGCGUUGUAUAUGGUUGAGUGUUUUUUGGGGAAGCUUGUUUGAUAGGCAUAAUUGUUAUAUUGUUUGCUCUUGUAGUGCUGACCUACUUUGUAGUUUUACUCCUGUAAGCAGUGAUUUUAGUUGCAUGUGUUGGAACAUAGCUCUGGUGGGGAUAUCAUACCGAGUUUGUAAUUCCGGGAAAGGCAUCAGCUUAUCUGCCUGAUAUAGAUGUUUGAUCUUGGUGAUUAGCCACAUUUUUAAUGUUGUAGCUGAUCAGUGUAAGGAGGGGAUAUGACUCACAUGUAAAACAUUAAACAUAGGAAUUGAACGGUACUGUAUGGAGAUUUUAAAUAUAGUAUCAAGGACCUAUUCUUCCAGAAAGUUACCCCUAUUGUUAGAAUGACAAAUAUCCCAGAUGACUGGCUUUAAGCUUAAAAUAUGUUAAGGAAAGAACCUCUUAGAAGAUAGUGUACCAAUGUGGGUGAAAAUAGCAGCAAUGUGUAUGUGAAACCAUUUGCCAUUUGAUGCUACUCUUUCCUAUGGAAUAGUCUAUUUUCACACAUACUAAUUAACUGCUAUAUAGAGUAAUCUAUAGUGCACACAGUACAGGUUUAAUAUUCAAAUGGACCCUAACUGAAUAACUUGAUUCACUGUAAAAAAUCAAAUACAGGAGCAAGAAGAUUGCAGACAGAGAGGGUAAAGUGUUACAAUAAUAUGAGAUAGACAGACAGGUUCAUGAUCACACAUCUCGAGUCAAUCCAUCUGUCUACUGUCCUAGUUAGAAACGGACAUCAAAUAAAGUCCUAUCACUAGAAUACUCCCUCCCGCAUCCAAGGGGUCCUAGGCACUUAAAAACCCAACUGCAGCCCAAUGCACAACACUGCUUAAAAGCUCCUGAAUCUAUUCCUCAUAUAACAUUUGUUCCCAAAAACUAGGGAAACCUACAAAACACAUCAAUGCACUGUCGCUACAUACAGAGUGCUCCCCUAAAGUGCGUAACUUAGGUGCAUAGAAACAAGUGAAAACGGUCAAGUCUGAUGCGUGUUUCUCGCAGAGGCAUUUUUUUUUUAUUAUUAUUAGUAAGGUGCUAAUUUAUAUAUUUUCAUAUGUAAGAUGUCUGUUUAUAAAUUUACAUAUUUAACCUUCUUCAAACCUUUAGUCAAAGUAUGAUUUAAAUAUGUUUUGCAUUAUUACAUUUCAUUCUAAUCAUUGUAUUUUCCUUUAGAGAGUUGUUCAGUCUCUCCAAACUGCUACAGACUUUCAAACAUCACAAUCUUCAGGUUGGUAUUUUGAUGUAAUGAGUUGAUGAAUUUAUCGGCUUAAUUGAAGCACCAUGAGCAUGGCAUCCAUAUGUAUUUCCCUAUGAAAUAUUAUUGAGACAUCUCUAUCAAUGAUCAGAGGAACAUUUCCAGGUGGCUAAAAUAGUGUUUAAUGAAAACAGUAAUUUUUUUAAAAAAAAUUUGGGGUUUGAGAACCACUGUAAUGCGCAUUGUUUAUUUAUUUUAUUUAAGAGACCUCUUUAAGCACCAUAACUACUAUUUUGCAUGUAGUGGUUAUGGUGCGAUUACUUCUGAACUGGUUCCCACCCCUUGCCUCCUCUACAAUAACAAGCUAAAACAAAUAGAAAUCAAUCAAAUGCUAUAACAAAAUACAGUUGAGGUAAUAGCGUACACAGAAAAAUGCAAUAUUAAAUCUUACAAGGAUACUUAAAAUCUGCUUUUUUGGCAAAUGAAUAUGGCGCUUUGGUCACACCAUAUUGCUUUGUCAUGCUAAAGCCCACUGUUGGAACAAAAUAAUUCUGUAUUGAGGCACUUUGCCACUGUGGUGGAUUUAAAUACAGUACAGCACAGCCCAAAUCAUAGUGAGAGAUUGCCCGUUGAGUAGUGGGGCAUUUGUGAGUGGUAGCAAAAGACCCCAAGGCCUGAAUGCAUUUAUUUGCUCCAAUAUGCCCAUAAGUUGCUGGUGCUUUCAUGUUUUGAUGGCACAUGUUCACACUUGCCCUGAGCCAUAUGGAAUAGUUAAGUCUCUCAAUAGUUGUUUUAUGGGCUGCAGGGUCAGCUUCCAUACAAGUGGAAAGUAGAAUGUGAGAUAUCCAUAAAAAUAGAAACGUUGUGUCCUAUAUCUGGGAGCCUGCUUAUCGCUCUCCAUUUAAAAACAAAGUCUCUUAGCAUCGCUAUAUGGACUAUAAGUUAUGUGACAACUCUAAAGUAACAGUCCAUAGCCACAUUCUUGACUUUAGAAGACCACAGAAGAUUGUAAAACGAGGUACCUCUUGGGCUGCAAAAUCAUCCAGGAAAAACCCUAAUUUAGAUGUUCCGACAUUUACUUUUGUCAUUCAUGUCGGCCAACUUCCACAACCAUAUCUGCUUGUUUAAGUGCUCCAUUUCGCCUUGUAGGCUUUGGGUUCUUCUCAGACAAUUAAAGAUGGUAAAUAAUUACCAUACACUGUUUAAAAGAAGCCUAUUUAUGUGCUAAAUGACGUAUAACUUAUGCCUUUCUCAUACAUGUUUCUCAAUGGGAAGCUAGUCACCUGAUGAUCUCAGCUUAUCACAAUGUCCCCAUUAAAGCUGAGGUUUGGGGCACAUGAAGAGGGACAGAGCAGAUGGGCGCCAUCUAUACAACUUUGAGGUUAAGCCGUUUGUAAAUGGUUUAGCCCCUUAAGCUAACACAGAGCCCAUAUAUCGUCGUCAUUAAGAUGAAGUUAUGGUGUCCGGAUUGUUUGUUUAAAAAUAUUCAGUGGUCUGCCAUGCUUCAUUAUGAUUUCAACAAAACUGUUACAAUUCAGAUAGCAGUUGGUCUAACUGUUGGGAGUACAGGCAAAUGUCCUCACACAGAUUUUAUUUCUUCCUUUGCAACACUGACAUUGACUUGAAUUGUAGUUUUACAACUGAAUGAAAGCCCAUCCAACAUAUUUAAGUAUAGUCUUACUAAAAAUGUUUUGUUGACUGUUGUUUCUUUAGCUAAUUUGUUAAUCAGAUAUGCAAAUGGAAUGAAAUGGUUAAAUGGAUACUAGCUUCUAGUUUGUGUUCUUUAAUCUGUUUUAGCCCGUAGCAAGAAUACACCAAACCAGAAAAUAAAAAGCCCUGCAGCAUCAGGACGCUCUAUCAGGAAGAGUCUUCCACAACCUAAAUAUGAUGAAAGUACCAGUGAUUCUGAAAAUGAUGAGGAAGAAUGCAGCAGUGUUAAAAGUGGAGCAAUUUUACUUCCUCCCCUCAAUAUCACGGUAGAAACACCGGCGCUGGUAGAACAUCCUGUUGGAUUCCGAGAUCAAUAUUACAGAAUCGAUCGAUCUGCUGUACAAACUCCUGCAAGUCCAACUAUUAGGCUUCCUGCAAAAAAGAGGUAAUGAAAGUAAAACACUGCAACAGAGUAGCUUGUGGAAAUGAAAUUUACAUACUGUUAAAAUGAAUAUAUAACAUUUGAACAAUUUGUUUUUUCUAAAAUGUUUUGGCUGGAAUUACAAAUCUAUGUAGAAAUCAUUCAAGUUCUUGUUUAGCUGUUAGAUAUAUAAUUUCAUGUAACAAGUGAACAAGUAAACUUUUAAGUCCAAGUUGCUCAGUUACAUGCCACUUAGUUCAAGGCACUGCAUCAUCAGGGCAAUUAUGAAAAAGGGCUUAUAAUUCAGCUUUACCUGCUUCUGUUACCCCUUGGGUGAGUGGGACUCUGCCAACCUAUGUGUCUGUCUGGGAGAGGGGAGUCUAGGAGUCUUUUAGAAUGGGAUUCAAUGGUGUGUAAUCUGUGAGGCUAUGGCCAAGGUUUCUUCAUUGUAUGGUGCACCAGGAACAGGCAUAGUAAAAGCUUAUGAGAUGGUAUGUGACUCCAGGUAGUUUGGACCAUAUGGGAUCAGUGGUUUCAGGUGAUAAUUGGAGUGGUUGCGCAAAUAGUCACUUUUUUCCAUAUGUGGUGGGGCCGUCCGAAUGCAAUUAGAUUCUGGGUCUUGAUAUGCUCCAUCUUGUCAGAUAUACUAUCCAAGCUCGUAGAUCUUGGACUUUACUCCUCUCUGAACUUGUACACUUAUUCACAUCUUAUGCAAACUGACUGAGAAGCAAAUUAACAAAAUACCUUUGUUCAGACCUGGAGGCAAAUUGGCCUUAAGGUUGCAAGCAUUCCCUCUCCCCUCCUGAUUUUUUUUGUUUAUCUCAUUUACUUUGUAUCCUGCUAUCCUCUUUUGUGCUAUGGCUAUAUUAAACUCUGUUUGAUGGUGCAUGUACCAGAUUGUUUGUAUGACUUGCCAUUAGCUUAAAGUCUUAAAUGAACAUUACAGACACCAUGACCACUUCAUCUCAAUGGGGUGAUUGCAGAGAUUGCAGCGUGGUUUUGGCUAAAAGUGUAAUAUAAUAACUUUUUAAUCCUUGAGGGGGACACCUAAACUGUGACUAAGACACUAUAGCGUUAGGAAUACACAUUUCUCAUUAAAAAAACAACAAAAAAUUCCUUCAUCUCUACCAUAACCAUAAUCUACCUUUUUAAAAUAGGUUAAGUUUCAAAAAUGCUGCGACAGUGAAAUACGUGGACACCACUCUACCAGAAACUAGAGAUAAAAACUCUUUAAAUCCUCCAAAUAAUGGCACGAACAAUUCAGCAGUGUCUACAAGGACGCCUGGACUUGGGUAUGAUUAUAUCAUUGUUUGUGUAUUUCCCUUUUUGUAUGGUUUAAUCUACAUUGUCAUCAUAAUAUUUGUGUUUCUGUAAUAGUCCAUUAAUGUAGGUUAGAGUGAUAAACUGUGAUGCUUCAUUGUUUUUAACGUACAGAUCCAGUAAAAAAAAAAUUACAGUUCACUUAACCCAUUAAGGACCAAACUUCUGGAAUAAAAGGGAAUCAUGACAUGUCACACAUGUCAUGUGUCCAUAAGGGGUUAAAGGAGCACUAUAGCAUUAGGAAUAAAUGUUUCUAUUCUUAUUCUUAACACUAUAGUGCUAAACUACCUAUUUAGAAUGUGGUAAAAAGCAUUUUAAAUUUCUCACACCUUUGUCUUGCCAUUACAGUCCUGCUUGCCUGGCUGAGAUCAUAAAGAUCGAUACCCAUAGGGAAGCAUUUGGAAGCUAAAUGGAACGGUGUGUGCCAAAACAAAUUCUCUCACUUAGCGUAAUUUGUUCAAUAAAAGUGGAAGUGCCUUUAGAGGCUGUCAUUGUAAAAUGGCAAUAUUUUCAAUUGCACGGUUAAGAAUACAGACACUCAGAUGAUUUCAAUGAGAUUAAUGGGUCUAGUUCCAUUUAGUAUCCUUAGCAACAGCCUGCUCAUUGUAAGAGAUCCACUUUUCUAAAGGAGCUUGUGUUUAUAAAAAAAUUACAAGAAAAGAAAAAAUCUGCAAUGCAAAGCUAGAAUUGUUAAUCGCAGUAUGUGUGUCUAAUGUACCAUUAUUUGACAAGGUAUCUUGUGUCUGUUAUUGUAUAUUUCAAUCUGUCAAUAGCAUACAUGUAAAGAGUACAGGGUCUAUAUUUCUCCGUUCCCUCAUAUAGUAUCUUUUUUCAUUUUAAGAUUGUCAACAAUUGUCCCCGGUUACUCAGCUGCUAACGUACAAGUUGAAGAAGAUGAGUUUCUGAUCAAUGUGGAAGACAGCUGUGUUUUGGAUACUUGGGUUGGAUUAACUGAUACAAACCAGAGGAAAGAACAAGAGUCAAAAAGAAAGACACCCAGUGCAAAAUUAAUAUCACAGACAUCUACUGGCAAGUCUACAGUGAACAGAAAAUAUCAAGUACCAUUAAAGGCAUUAUUCAAUGAUGGCUUACAGCAGGAAAAUUCACCACUGAAGUCGGUCAAUAAAGAAAAUGUUACAACUGAAGAUACACCACUGGCUGCCACUAGAGCAUAUCAACGUGGAAAAGCGGAAGCCACAUUAACUCCACAAAAAGUGCAGUCAAUUCCAAAAGGCAAGAAUUUCAGAUGUAGUUUCUGUUAUGUAUGUAGACACUUAAUAUCCAACUAAAAAGCUCUAUUUUGGUUGAAUAUAUAUAAUUUUUUAUUUUAUUCUGUAAUAAUUUGCAAAAAUAACCGUGCUUUGGAAAAAAAAAAAAAACCUAGCAAUUUUUUUUUUUAUUAGAGUAACCCUUACUGGCAUGGUUGCUUAAGUUGCAUGCUGAAUAUAGACGCCAGAUAUGCAGAUUUAAAGGGACACUCUAUUUAGUAGCUAUACCCCAAUUAAUACAUUUAUGCAUUUGUUUUAUGGGGGUGUAUCUUAAAAUAACUGUCUUUUGCAAGCCCUCCAACCUUAGCAAGAAUAAAACAAGGGGAGAUACAGCGCUAACUCCAAAGGUAGCAGAAUAGGGUAUGUUACUUGGAUACCCUAAUAAUCCAAGAGGAACAAGGAAAAAUACAGAAAAAGACUGUGCCAAUAAGAAAUAUUAGAUAAUCAUUUCAACAAUUUCAAGAGCACCUUUUGCUCAAUGAUAUCCGCUAAGGUGGCAUGAUCCUUACCAAGGAUAUAUGUAUGUAGAUAUAGAGGUUCCUUUAGAUACAUAUAAUAAAAUGCAGGAUAUAAAAAUACAUGAACAAGAAACCUAACAUUUUGAGGGUAAAAAACAAUGUUUAUUGUAAUAUACCACACAAAAUAAAAACUGAUUUAAAAAAAAAUAAAAAUAAAAGUCCUAUAUAAUCACGUGUUUCACCCAUAGGCUUAAGUGCCGCACUGUGCCUUUAACUCUUUACGUGCAGCAUUCAAAAUUGAAAUUCUGCACAUAUAGACUCCAAACACUAAGACCACUUCACAUAAGUGACUGCUUACUUUGGUGUUUUAAAAAGUAUUAAAGCCCCUCAUUACGCAGCUAUGUGCUGGUUCCCCAGCUGUCUGAUCUCCUCCCAAUAAACUCUGCUCAGUGAUUGUCAAUCUGUCUCAAUAUUCUUUUUUUGUGUGCAAGGUAUCAUGCUUAAAGAAUAAAGGUCCUUCUCAAUAUAUUUUCAACAAAGUUUAAAACAGAAUUGUCUGUAAUGUUACAUACAAUAGCAUUAAGAUGUCUGCGACUCUCCUGAUAUCCUUCUGGAAUAUAAAUAAUCUGUGCCAUAAUACUGGCCACUUGCAGCCAUGUGUUUACAGUCAGCCAUGUGUCUUUUCCUUUUUUGUAGUCACACAUCAUUACAUGUCUUUGUUAUAUUGUCUUUGUUUAUGUAUUUAAUAGCUUUUGUAUCAGAGGACUACCUGAAUAUGGAACAAGUGUCUUUUUGAACUGUGAUAAAUGUUUGCAUAUAAGCAAUGAGUAAAUAUACAUAUGUAAAAAGAAAAAGGAAAUGCGUUAACUAUAUAAGUAAUUUUUUUUUUUCUUUCAUUAUAAAUGUUUUGUAGACUUAGGCAGUCUUAAUCGGAAUACCAUUGGGAAUACUCCACAAAAAUCUGGACAAGUAACUUUGCUUGAGGGCUUCAGAAAAGAAUAUGCUGGUUCAGCCAACAAAGAGGUUGGAAAAUACUUGAACUCCCAAAGCCCACCGGUGACUUCUGAAAAGAUUUCUAAAUCUUUAGGAAGAGCAUCUGGUUCAACAACUAAAAGUAAUAUAACAAGGUAAGCUAUUACUAGACUUUUCUACAAACUUUUCAAAAUUCAUGUUUUAAAAUCAGAUCUAUUGCUUAAAAUGGUCUUGUUUAAGAUAACCAUAUUCAUUGAUUGAUAAAAAUAAUUAAGGUUUUUCGUUUAGAAAGCCAUUCUUAUUUUACAGCAGUUUUUGACACCUGCCUAAAAUGUUUGCAUAGUAGUGUGUGCAAAUAAAAUAUGUAUAUUUUGUUACGGUUGCCCAAGGCUAGCUGAGGGUUGGACCAUAGAAAGGAUGCUCCUAGAGCUCACCAAGGGCCAUCAGCACCGCAUUAGACACCAUAACCACCGCAGACCUCACGAACCGCCACAGCUUGGUUGGGGUCUCGCCAUCUCCUACCCACCCUGGACCUACGACAAGGCUCCAGGUUUUAGUGGGUGUCCCUUUUUCCCCAGAGAGUGAAGCAGGAACAGGAACAAGAUCUUACAAGAGCUCAGUGAAGCUAAGGGAGUAUGCAGAGCAUAGCAAUCCCUGUAGUGAUUAUAGCUGUCCCCUCCAAACACGUGUCAAGGCUGCGAGUUGGGGUUCAAGUAGAACUGCUUUAAUGAGCACAAAGGCAUUUCUUAUAUACAGUUUUCCCCACAAGGGUUACCACCCACGUGGACCUUGUGGAGCACAGGACACAAAGUCACAACAGCCAAUCAACACAGUAUUGUACAAUUAGACACUCCCAGCUAAUGUACACAAACCCUCCACCUCUGCCUGUGAUACAAUUACCAAACACAAUGGACUAACUCAAUUACCACACCCAAAGGCUUAAGAAAAAUAUCCAGUUUUACCCAAAGUCCAGAAACACCCCAAAACAACAACAUAUCCCCACGAUACAUCCCUGGAUAGCCUUGAUCUGGGUGAACAACAUAUCAAAAAAUCACCCAGAUCAGAGCAGGGGUCCCAAAUUCCAUGGAAGUCAAAUUUGACCGACCGCAAGCAUGGCUUUCAUGCCCAAAAUAGUUCCACAGAUUUAGGCUGUGCAGACGGUCUAUCUUCUCCUUCAAAUAAGGUACAAAUUGCACAAACGGAUGCUUUUGUGUAUACUCUCAUUGAAGCAGUCUCGUUCGGUAGUUUGCUCUCCAGAAAUAGUGCUCCGUUCAUAUGGAUUUAGCUGAAUGCAUGGAAGGUAGAAGUCUCAGCGGUGUUCGUGGAAAUAGUAGCCGAAAGCAGUUCCAAGCGGUCAACGCCAAAACACAGCUGAGCGCGUUUGGCUAAACGAAAUGGCUGCCGUCACGUAUUCGUUCAUACAAAUGCCGGCCACCCAGCCGUUCGUCAAUUAAGCUGUGGUUAACCACAGAUUCUGGGGUGGUUAAUGAGGAGCACACUCCACAUGCAGGGGGUCGGCUGUUCGACAGUUUGUUCAGUAAAAUCCGUUUACUGAACCACAUAGAGUAAAAAGCACGAACAAGCCUUUUUACAGUCUUGUACCCCAGUUUUAUCCAUGGGCCAUAGUCACAGGGUAGGAGGCUGGCAAUCAGGCCCCUCCAAAAGCCGGUGGCGAAGGGCAGUUCGUCACAUAUCUUCCCUUUCGGGGGGAUACUAACCAGUUACCUGACCUUCUGUUGGUCAGUGCCCGAGUUAGUAGAGCAACCCACCCACAAUAAAUAAAUAAGAGAAGCCCACCCACAAUAAACGGUUACUGCACCUGGUGAUUCCUGGGGUACGGUUCUGGCAUGUAGGUCCCAGGUUGUUGAGUGGGCCUUGAGCACCUUCGAUCUCUCUGGUGCGCCUAAGCAUAACGCGGUGGGUACUUGGGGGGGCAGAGACCAGCUGCGCUCUGCCCCGAUGCCAGUGCUUCUGCUGGGGUAGCCUGUAGGAUGUCAGGCUCUGGACAAGGGGAAAAGGGAGGGCAGAGGCCAACUGCACUCUGCCCAGCUGCCAGCUCGUCUGCUCACCCAGCCACAGCUUGGUUGGGGUCUCGCCGUCUCCUGCCCACCCUGGACCUACGACCAGGUUCCAGUGGGUGUUCCUCUCUUUCCCCAGAGAGUGAAGCAGGAACAGGAACAAGCUCUUAGAGCUCAGUGAAGCUAAGGGAUUGCUAUGCUCUGCGUACUCCCUUAGCUUCACUGAGCUCUAAGAGCUUGUUCCUGUUCCUGCUUCACUCUCUGGGGAAAGAGAGGAACACCCACUGGAACCUGGAGCCUUGUGGUAGGUCCAGGGUGGGUAGCAGACGGCAAAACCCUAAAUUAGCUGUGGCGGUUUGUGGGGUCUGCGGUGGUUAUGGUGCCUGGUGCUGUGCUGAUGUUCCUUGAUGAGCGCUAGGAGCAUCCUUUCUACAGUCCAACCCGCAGCCAGCCUGGGGCAACCGUAACACUAUAAUAUUGUUGAUAGUAAAAAUAAAAUAUAACUUUUAUUCUAUAUCAUAUAAAAAUAUUGACGUUUCAGCCCCAAUACAUGGGCUUUCAUCAUGGUUAUUGCCAUCCUGAUGAAAGCCCAUGUAUUGGGGCUGAAACAUCAAUAUUUUUAUAUGAUAUAGAAUAAAAGUUAUAUUUUAUUUUUACUAUCAACAGGUCCUUGGAGUGCGGUCAUUUCCAAUCUUUUUUUUUUUUUUUUUGUAUCUUGUGCCUGACCAGCACUGGGCAAUUACUCUCUAAUCCAGGAGUGCAAGCAUCUCGGUUUAUAUAUAUAUUAAUGUGAUAACAGCUAGCAUACUGAAGUCACAUCUCGGAAUGUGUGCAGAAUGAUUACAUUUUAAAGGGAAUCUGCUUUCCCACCGCAAUCUCAUUAGAGGUGGAUGUUACACUUCUGUCCACCAGCAGUCUUCCUCUGUUUUGUGCUGAUUUGCCGUACUUGGGGUCACAUGCUCAUGCAGGGCAAACCUCUAUGACCGACGUCUGAAGAAAGUGACAGCACGUCACUCCGUUCCUAUAAUCCUUGGCUAGCACUAGCAGCUCCAGCCAUCAAGUUACCAUGGCAACCAAAGCGUAUGCAUUGUGGUUGCUAUGUGAGCAGAGGUACCUCCUAUUGGAGUUCUCUUCUGCUCUCUCUGUCUUUUACUUCCUCAGCGUACAGUGUCUGCCGAGGAAUUGAUGGGAGAAAAACCCAUUGUUCAAUAUAUUUUUUUUCUCCAGCUGUAUACAUAGAAUUUUAAGUUCUUUUAAAAGCGCUAAAGUUGAUUAUGUGAUGUACCCCUCUCUCUCUCUCUCUCUCUCUCUCUCUCUCUCUCUCUCUCUCUCUCUCUCUCUCUCUGUUUUGAAAGAAUGACUUCCUGCUUAAUUAUAUAUUUUUUAUUUUUACAGGAAAGCAUCAACUAAUACUCACUCACCUUAUAAAACACAACGACCUGAUAAAACUCUGGAGAAUGUUCAAGUGUCACCAUAUGUGAAGACCAUACAGACAUCUGAAAAACCAAAUCAUUUAGCAAAUUCGAAUCUAGUGAAAAGGCCAGUUUCAUCUAUGUUUUUACAAGCAGCUUCUGUGGCCCAUACAGAUAGCAGGUUUGUUACUCUUAAGCAAUGUGAGCAAAAUCAAAGAUAUUUAUAGAGGCAGAAAUAGAGACGCAGACAAUCCUAAGUGAAAAACCAAAAACAGCACACAAUAGUGUAACCCAUUAAAAACACUGAGUGCAAUAUUAAAGUAGCAUUGUCACCCAACCCAUCCCUUGCAACUAGUAUUUCAUAAAGAUAAAAUCUGAAAUUCCAAACCGGUCAAAAAGAUAUACUGUGUCAUAGUAUAUUUCUAAUGUCUGACACUUCUAGACACAGGGCAGUUCUAGAUACCACCGUCUAGAAGUGUCCGUCUCACAGCCGUCAACAGUGACAGCUGCAGAGAUAUUAUCAAUGUUCCUCCGUAGAUCUCAAUACUGUACUCUUGUGCGUGCAUGUGAGUACAGCAGUGCCAUUGGUUCCUGGUACAGAAGUGGCAGGACCAUGAGAGGAUUGGCCGGAAGAAGAUGGCGGAUCCCGCUCCAGUUGCAAUAUUUUUAUUAUGUUAAUUUCCCAGACUUUAUGCUCAUUAACCGCACGUGAAAUGUUGGAAUAGAAAAUAGACUUCCGUUCCUAUUCACUGAUCUUGCAUCUUUAGUGGGUUGGUGAAAUGAUGCAUACAAAUUAACUUGUUUGAACAACAAAUUAAAUGGUAUGCAUUAUUUCACUAAGCCACCAGCAAGACAGCAGUCUAUAUUGAGAUAUAUAUCUUGGCACCCUCCUUGAACAGGCAAAAUCAAUGAAUAAGCGUGUAUAUUGAAUAAGUAAGCAUUAUUUUCCUCUUUAUUUCUUGAACAAUGCUCUGUCCUACAAGACUCCCUUCAGGUCUGUUUGUGAGCCUUCCAUAGUUAUCCUUGAGAUUUUUAUUUUCCCGAUUUGAUUAUUAGUGUUUUUGUACUGUUAAUAUUUCCAACAAACGAUUCAGGGAGGAAAAAAAAACAACUGAGUACCGAAGAUAGUCAGGACUCCAGAAGGGGAGAAAGGGAAUCAAACCAUUAUCAUACAGACAUGCAUAAAAGACGCACUGCAUUACAAAAAUAUCAGUUAUUCACUAAAGUGAGAAUUCAAACUACAUUUCAAAUUCAAGAUAAACAUAUCUGAACUAUAAAAAUUCUGUCAGAUAUGCUUUAAGUUCGGCUACUUUAACCUUCAAUUUGAAAAUCAUUUUGAACCUGGAACAAUCCCACUGUUAGCCUGAUCCCCUUGGAGUAAUAGUAAAACGGGAUUACACCUGACAGUUUCAAUAGAGUGAAAUGUUCUUAUCAAUCACUUCUGCCUAUCAGUGCUUAGGCCAAUUCCCACGCAUUAUCUUAAGCAUUGGAAUGGGGCCAGUCUGCAGAUGCCUGGGAACCCUCAUACAGUCAUUAACAAUUUGAAAAUCCUUUAAUACUGAACAAUGGGACAAUACCAGGGGAUUCUAGGUGCCGUAAUCACUUUAACUUAUUAAAGUGGUCAAUUAUAGCUCAUUUACUUUCCCUUUCAUGUGUUAAAAGUACCUGUGGAGUUCUAACCUAAUUUAACACUUGAAACCAGUAUGCAAUUAGUUGCAUUACUGCAUGGUUAUUGUGCUGUGUAAACUUUACAAGUGUAAUAUUUUUUUUUCUGUUGAACAGUCACUAAUAUAGUUAGUUUAUCCUGAGUGUGUUUGUUUUAUUUUUAAUUAUAAAUGUUUGUUUAAGGUUGCCACUUGUUGUUCCUGACCCUCCGGCAGUACCCUUUACUCAUGAAGAUGUUGAAGAUGAAGAUGAAGAUUUCAUGAUCAAUGAAUUAAGUAACUCUACAAAGACUUACAUUUCAAUCCCUAAAUUUGGAAAACCAAGGCAAAGCUCAAAAUUAAAGUCUGUGCCUAAAAACACAGAGUUAUCCCCUGCUGAAGAACACAUUUCUCAAGACAAAAGAUGGAAUCGUAUAAGUCAAGGUGCUGGCAACAGUAGUCAAAGACCAAAUAUAGAGGAUAUAAAUGUAACCUAUUCUUUAGAGGUAGAUGGCAAAAGUUUAUCUAUGUCAGACAAACCUUCCACAAAGGAAGAUGAUCCAGGUGAUAUGAAUUCUGGUCUUGGAUCAGUUGGAAGGGAAGAUCAUAUGCAGUCGGAUGAUAGUGAUCAUGAAAAUAGCAUUUCUGAAAGCGUGCAUUCAGGACAGAGAAAAUCAGCAAACUUGAUUUCUAAGAAAAAGAAAAAAAAAGGCAAGCCAAUACAGAACCGUCAGCAGAAAAAGGCUUUGUUAAAUAAGAAAGUUUCUCCUACUCUGGAUAAAUAUUGUGACAAGAAAAUUCAAAAGAAUGGUAAUUAAUUUAUUUUACUUAACAUAAGACCAAGUAAAAAUAUUUCACCUAUCAGCAUCUCAAACCUUGUAUGUUUCCAUAAAAUUGUGAAGCACUGGCACAUAUAGUAUCUAAAGUGGUACUAAUCCAUAAUAAUCCUAAAUUAUAUGGGCAUAUACACUUCUGAUUUCAUAUACUUUUUAUUGACGUUUUUGAGUUUUUACUAAAUAAACAAUGCAAUUUAUUUUUAAUAAAAUCAGUAGAGAGUCAAAUGACAGUUAUGUGCUUGGUUAGGCCAUUAUUUCACUAAAACAAUGCUGUGGUGGGGAAACUAUUCUCUACUAGUAUCAGAUAAGGAACAUAUAUUCCUAGAGAAGAGGAAGAGAGAGUUGUGAGAAUAGAUUAGAAAAGAGGGAUCUGGAUCAUGGGUUUACAACUACAACAUCCAUGAUGCUUUGCAAUUCUAAACAUUGGAAAAACCUUAUGGAAAUUAGUAGUUCUAGUAAUCUAUUUUUUUUUUUUUUAAAUGCAGACAUGGAUUGAGGUAGUGUAGAGCUAGAGAACGAUGUUUGAGGGGGAGAUUUUGAGCGAUCUAUGUGUACCAAUUUUUUAUGGAAUUGAGUCAAUGUGUGUGUCAUAUUUUUUUAUGUUUUUGGCACUGGCAUGUACCAGCAUAUAAUGAGUACAUAUGAGGGUGUUUUUUUGUGUAAGCAUUUGUGUAAUCAGAGUGAUGCAAUACACAUUAGCGUCUAGUAACAUGUGACCUGCGCAGAGGUCUUAAGGGGCAGUUAUCGGGGUAACCGUUUUCCCACGCAUGGGAAAGAGUGUAUACAGUGCAGUUUAUAUAAAAAACAUUUGCAGUAAUACAUUGUUUCCAACAUUUCUCUUUUGCGUCUUUACCCUUCCCCUUGUGUAAUGUGACAUACCACUUGCUCAUGUAAUGAAGGGUGUUAACUUGCUGUCAUUAGAGUGCGGGUAUGAGCGUAUUAAGGGAGGUGCUGUAUAUUCCACACUUCCAGGGUCUUUCAGAGCCUUUGGUAUCUUCUGUUUGGUCCCUGGGGCAGUGUGUUUAGUGCUAUGGUGGUAGUAGGUGACCAACCCCUCUGCUUGCGUAGAACGUGGUGAUACUGUACCAGGGCCCUCCGCUCAGUGGCCCCACAUAGGCAGGAGAGUUUUGGUGUAUCCGGGUUUGCCCCUGGUCGUGAGGUGGAGUCCUGUUCGGGGUGUAAUCCCAGGUUCAGGUCCCCCCCUAGUACCAGGAUCCCCUCUGCAAAUCUCAUCAGGGUAUUGAGCGUGGUGCGAAUAAAUUGAUAUUGUUUCAAAUUUGGAGUAUAGAUAUUGGCAAAGGUAUAGGUCUGAUCCUGGAUAGUGCCCUUUGUGAAGACCUAUCUACCCUGGUUGCAGCAGAGGGUGGAGUGGUCAGUGUAGGGGAUCCACCUCGAGAACAAGACUCCUACUUCGUGGGUGUGCCGUAGCGGAUUAUUGCUGAAAUAUCCCAGUGGAUAAUUGUGGUCUCACAGUGCUGGUGCUAGGCCUUCUUGGAAAUGCGUUUCAUGGAGGAAGGCUAUUGAGGUUUUAUAUUGUUUGUCACGCAGACUGGUGCGUAUUUUCUGAUAUUGCGGCCAGGGACAUUGUAGGAGUGGAGGGUCAGGUCUUCUUGGGCGUAAUGGUCGCCCCCCCCCAAAGCCGGCAUUCCCAGGGCGGCCAGCAAGGGUAGAGCCGGCGUGAGGGUGAGAGGGGUGGUGGGGGGGUAGGUGAACUGGACAGGGAAAAAGACUGCGAACAUGACAGUUACACUAUUGUUUGUUUUCCCCCCCUGUUUUUCUCUUUUUUCCUAUUUAUGUUCUGAGCUGCAGUAUCCAUAUCUGGAAAGUUAUAUUGCCUUUAUUCCUUUCCUCAAUUUAUAAAGGAGUAAGUGCUCUAUUUUUACUAUUAACUUUUUAUCACAGAGUGCACAAUGGUUGGAAAGUUCACAAUAUGUGUAUAAAUAUAUUGUAUAAUCUGCACUACUGUAGCACUUUAUUUAGUGCAUCAUAUUGCACCUUCACCAUUUUGGUUUGCACUUUAUGUAUAUACAUGUGUGUGUAUAUAUACAUAUGUAUAUGUUUUUAAGUAUUUAAAGGCAUAGCGCACUUUUCUUCUACCUAUCAUUACAUUAUUUUCACUUGAGCUAUUUUCACUUGUAUUCGUGCUGCUUACCUUUUGAAUACUUUGAUUUUUAAAUGGUUUCUUUCUUUUGUAUAAUUAUGUUCACAGAGCCUUUUUUACUUGAUUUAUUUUUUUGUAAUGUUUUCUCUACUAGCCAAACUGUAUAUUUUUACACUUUGACAUGCUUAAAUCAGUUAUUGGGUCUGUGUUGGGCUAAUCCAUCAAGUGGUCCAGUAUAGGUUGCUUGACUGUUAUUUUUUUUUUUGGCCUCAAUUUUUUUAGUGAAUACAUCUAUGUAUUGGUACUGCAAAACCACAAGUUUUUUUAAUUUUACUUGGUUUAACCAAUCUUUGUCAUUUGCACCUCACAUUUUGGUUAUACAGAUACUUGCAGAGAACUCCUUAGCUAAGGAUGGUCCUAGCUUCUUGGACAAAAAUAAAACCGAACAAAAUUUUCUAACCUUACAAGUUACACCGACAAAUAGAAAUAUUUUGCUCAUUUUUGUUCUUUAGCCUGCUGUAGCAGUGAUGAUGGCUGGAGUAAUGACGCCUGGUUGCCUGGUAAUGGGGCAAACUUUUACCUGGGUCCCUACUGAGACCUAAUGCUCCCUGGUGGCCCAGUGACGUGCUUCCGCUGUGGUGGGUAACGUUCGUUGACUGAAAGGGUCAGCUGAUUGCUCUCAGUCAAUGACUGUUAUUCUGUGCUAUAAAAGUUGCACAGAAUAGUUGGAGUUACACAUCUGAUUCUCCUCUCUUCCUUUCCCACCUUUUAAUCAGUCUUUCAUCUUUUGGGACAGGUAAGUAUCUGAAAUAUAUCUUCUCAACCAAACCUAAUGAGUGAACCAUUGUAUUAAACUUCUAAAGUUUUGCUUAGGUCUUGUUUUUCCUAAUCAUAAAGUUAAUAAAUUUAUAAUCCAUGUAUUUCUUACUGCUGCUUAAAAUUUAAGUAAGAUAGCUGUGAGAAAUGUAGGAGGUAAUGUAAAAUACACAAGAGAAGCAACUAAAUAUUUAAUCUGUUUUGUUGUUGCAGAUACAGAGAUUCCUCAGAAAAGGUCAGAGACUAACACGGAGGCUCUGCAUAAUAAUACAAGUCGUCGCAGUUGUAGAACAAAAAAAGCUUGUGAUGAUUGGUGGGUUGUUAAAUCCCCUGUAUCUCUGGAAAACUCUUACCUUCAGCAAUCCAUUGCCAGUAAGUUACACUCUACAGGAAACAAAUCUACCACAUUGAGUAUCCUUAAAGGGACACUCUCUACCCACCAGAACCACAGCUUAAUUUAGCUCUUCUGGUGCAGAGACAGCUGGGUAACACCACUAGGUGGCGUAAAAAAAGCAAAGUCAAUCUUCUUUAUGUAAGCUUUCAGGGAGGGGGGAAAGAAUCGAAAUAGUUACAAAACACUGACAUUAGAAUUUUUUUUUUUUUUUUCUAUUAACACACUCCCCACUUACCGACCGGGUUCCGUUCCUACGACCCGGUCGGUUAGUUAGGAGUUAAGGGAUUCCCUGCUCCGGUGUGCUUGUCUAUGUUCAGGGAAACUUCCCCGAACAUAGACGAACGCACAAGAGCAGGGAAUCCCUCUAAUCUAUGCUCGGGGAAAUUUCCUCGAACAUAGGUUAGAGGGAUUCCCUGCUCUCGUGCGUUCGUUUAUGUUCGGGAAGUUUCCCGGAAUAUAGACAAGCACACCAGAGCAGGGAAUCCCCACGAUGGCUCACACUUACACCUGGUCAUAAGUGUGAGACGUCGUAAAACAGGUAGGUCGCUAAAUGAGGACCACCUGUAUAAUGUUAAUUGCAAUAAACUUAAUUUGAGCUGUUGAACCUCCAGCUUAUUAUGUAGGGAUUUGGAAUAACAUACUUAGGCCUUGUUUUAAUACGAUUUCUAGAUCCGCUUUUCAAAUUAUUAAAUUUUUUUGUAUAAACUUUUCAAAUAAUUUUUUUCAAAAUAUUAAAUCAUUUUAAACGUUUAGCCAAAAAUAUGAAAUUUAAUCCUUAAGAGCUUUUGCUGUCAUAAUAAUCAAUUUUUUUUUAUUUAAAGACCCCUAGGUUGUAACUUUGCGUUUAAGCAGGAACUUCUUCACGAUUUGUCAAGAUUUAUUGUCUGCCAAUUACUUCCUGUUAUAUAUCUUACCUUAUCAUUUUUGGCUGCAGAAUUAGUUAGCUAACUAAAUAAACUCAUGUUAACAGCAGGGCUCUAUAUCACUGGUAAUAAGUCACAGUUAAAGGGACACUAUAGGCACCCAGACCCUUUAACUGUUAUUGUCACGCUCUGCAUGAUUGUCCCUUACAGUACAGGUGUGGGGCAGAAGGGGCUAUAGUGUUAAGAAUACAGCUUUGUAUUCCUAGCACUAUAGUAUGCAUUGAAAGUGUUGCCCUCUUGUGUUUAUUAUGCAAGGAACCGUUAAAUGUGUGUUGUGUUUUUUUUUUUUUUUUUAAAUAAUUAAACUUAGACUCCAGUGCAAAAUACAGGGAAGAAGUUUUAAAUCUCAUAAAAAAAACUGCCCCAGUAUUUUAUGCUAAUGAAGAAACAGACAAUUUAUGCAUAUACGUAACAUAAUAAAAUCAAACAAACAUAAUGAUCCAAAUAAAUCUCACAGUAUAAAUAAGUCUCAGAGGAGAUGGAACUAGUAUGCAUAAUACUGCAUACUAGUGCAUAAUAUAUAGCUUGUUUGCUUCAUCUAAGUGUGUGGUUGGAGAUAUUCUGGAGAGUUUUACAGAAUCUUCAACUGUCUAAGAGUUGUGCUAAGAGUUUUCUUUUCUACUGUUAUAGGUAAGAUUCAUAUGUAGGAAAAGGUUACUGAUUGCACAAGGUUUGAUUUCCUGUUGGUAAUUAUAAGGCAUUUGAUUAGUUAGCUACUUGCUAUUGAUUGCUGUUUAAUUAGCUAUUGUUUGCAAAUAAGCAGAGGCCUAUCCAGGUGUUAAACAUUCCUAGUGGGUGGUGAUUUUAGGAGUUUUAUAUAAGGGUUGUUGUCAUUAGCUUGGCUGCUUCAUCUAAGUGUUGCUUCUAAGUGUGUGGUUGGAGAUAUUCUGGAGAGUUUUACAGAAGCUUCAACUGUCUAAGAGUUGUGCUAAGAGUUUUCUUUUCUACUGUUUCAGGUAAGAUUCAUCUGUAGGAAAAGGUUACUGUGUGCACAAGGUUUGAAUUCCUGUUGGUAAUUAUAAGGCAUUUGAUUAGUUAGUUACUUGCUAUUGAUUGCUGUUUAAAUUAGCUGUUGUUUGCAAAUAAGCAGAGGCCUACCCGGGUGUUAAACAUUCCUAGUGGGUGGUGAUUUUAGGAGUUAUAUAAGGGUUGUUGUCAUUAGCUUGGCUAAUAUAGCUUGGUUGCUUCAUCUAAGUGCUGCUUCUAAGUGUGUGGUUGGAGAUAUUCUGGAGAGUGCUGCUUCUAAGUGUGUGGUUGGAGAUAUUCUGGAGAGUGCUGCUUCUAAGUGUGUGGUUGGAGAUAUUCUGGAGAGUGCUGCUUCUAAGUGUGUGGUUGGAGAUAUUCUGGAGAGUGCUGCUUCUAAGUGUGUGGUUGGAGAUAUUCUGGAGAGUGCUGCUUCUAAGUGUGUGGUUGGAGAUAUUCUGGAGAUAAACUGGAGGUAAUCUGAGGUAUUCAGGAGGAUAAAUAAAAAGUUAAGACUCGUUUGAUUUAAAUUAUUCACCUCAUUGGAAUGGCAGACUUAGCUCAGUGUAAUAGUUGCUAUGCAUUUGUUUCAUGUUCCACUUUUUGGAGGUUUGGUUGUUGUCUAAUCUGUAGACAGUUCUCUAUCUUGCAGCAGGAGAUUGUAUUUUUGAAUUCUGAGAUAUGUAAAUUAUCUGGUGAACAAACUCAGACUGGAACUGCUGCAAAGCCACUGCCGCAGAGACAUACUAGGAAUGGCAGAUGGAUUACUGUAGGAUCUGGUAGACUUAGCGUUGUUGAUAAAAGGCAUAUUGCACAGUCUGUUGCUCUACCUAAUUCAUUUUCUGCACUUUCAGAGUGUAAUGGUGUUGUGGAGAGAGGCACUGAGGGUAGUGGUGUUGUGGAGAGAGGCACUGAGGGUAGUGGUGUUGUGGAGAGAGGCCCUGAGGCUAGUGGUGUGCAGAGAGGCCCUGAGGCUAGUGGUGUUGUGCAGAGAGGCCCUGAGGCUAGUGGUGUUGUGCAGAGAGGCCCUGAGGCUAGUGGUGGAGAGAGGCCCUGAGGCUAGUGGUGUGCAGAGAGGCCCUGAGGCUAGUGGUGUUGUGCAGAGAGGCCCUGAGGCUAGUGGUGUUGUGCAGAGAGGCCCUGAGGCUAGUGGUGUUGUGCAGAGAGGCCCUGAGGCUAGUGGUGUUGUGCAGAGAGGCCCUGAGGCUAGUGGUGUUGUGCAGAGAGGCCCUGAGGCUAGUGGUGUUGUGCAGAGAGGCCCUGAGGCUAGUGGUGUUGUGCAGAGAGGCCCUGAGGCUAGUGGUGUUGUGCAGAGAGGCCCUGAGGCUAGUGGUGUUGUGCAGAGAGGCCCUGAGGCUGGUGGUGGUGUGGAGACAGGUUCAGGCACUGAGGUUAGUGGUGUUGUGGAGACUAUGGUGAGGCCUAAUAGAAAGCAGUUGUUGUUGGGGGAUUCCAUCAUAAGAGGUAUGGAGAUGAACAAUGGUGGUCUUGUGAGGUGUCUUCCCGGAUCUACUGCUCACAGAGACAGGAGCCGUAUCUGUAAUAUUGUUAAGCGAGCAAAGCAGGAAGGGGAAUUGGAUGUACUUGUCCAUCUAGGGACAAAUGACUUGGCUUGCAAUGAGGUUUCAGAGGUUAAGGAUGUUUUCAGUGUUUUUGCCAAAGAUAUAUAUACGGCAGGUUGCUUCUACACUGUCAUUCUCUGAAGUUCUACCUGUGCGUAACACUCAGAACGACAGGCGGAUGCUUAUUAGGGACUUUAAUUUGUGGCUUGGUGAAUGGUGUCGGGAGCAAGGAUUUGGCUUUAUUUCUCAUGGUAGCUCUGUUUGGAAUGGAAAUAAACUGUACAAAAAAGAUGGUUUGCAUCUUUCUCAAAAGGGAACAAAUGUUAUCAGUGAGCAGUUCAGAGGUUUUGCUAGGAUGUAUUUAAACUACGGGGGGGGUGCAAAAGGGUGAUAAAACAUCAAUCCAAUUGUCCCCCAAAACAAAGACAGAUGGUGCCUGCAGCAAGUGUGUUAAAAAAUGAUAAGCUUAGAGUCAUGUCUACAAAUGCUCGCAGUUUAGGGAAUAUGAACAUGUGGCAAUAAUGGCAACUGAUAGUGUAGAUUUAGUCGCUGUUACUGAGACAUGGUAUCAUGAGAAAAAUGACUGGGACAAAGCAAUACCAGGGUACUCUUUAUAUAGAAAAGACAGGGAAGGCAAGAAAGGGGGAGGAGUUGCCCUGUAUGUGAAGAAUAGCAUAAAAUCUAGCCUAACAAGUUAGUGAGGCUACAUAGUAUGUUUGGGUUACGUUAGAAUUUGGUAAUCACACAGUAACUUGUGUAGGUGUGAUUUAUAGGCCCCCAGGACAAAUUGAAGAGUUAGAUUAUCUACUAGUUGAGGAAAUAGCUAAAAUGACAAUGAAGGGGGAAGUUAUCAUCAUGGGUGACUUUAAUCUUCCUGUUGUGAAUUUUAAAACAAAAAUAGAUGCUUGUGCCAGGAGCACACAUAUUCUAAACUCCCUACUGGGAUUGUGUCUAAAACAAGUUGUUGAGGAGCCAACUCGUAAAGAGGCCAUACUAGAUUUAGUGUUAACAAAUGGAGAUUUGGUAUCAGAUAUUACUGUAGAUGAAAGUUUAGGAUCCAGUGAUCAUCAGUCAGUGUGGUUUAAUAUAAGAACAGUGACUGAGUCACACCACACAAAAACAAAAGUUUUAGACUUUAGAAAAACAGACUUUUCUAAAAUUAGAAUAUGGGUAGAGGAGUCAUUAUCAGACUGGAGCAAUUUAAAUGGAGUCCAAGAAAAAUGGGAUUAUUUAAAAGUUGCACUAUUGAAGGCAACAGAAAAUUGCAUUAGGCUUGUCAGUAAAAGCAAAAAAUUCAAGAAACCACUGUGGUACUCCGCAGAUGUGGCCAAAAUAGUUAAAAACAAAAAGUUAGCAUUUAGGAAUUAUAAAAAAACCCAGAGUGAGGAAGACAAAAUGAUCUAUAAGAUUAGGCAGAAAGAGGCUAAGCAAGUUAUAAGAGCUUCCAAAUCACACACAGAAGAGAAAAUAGCACAGUCAGUAAAAAAGGGGGAUAAAACAUUUUUUAGAUACAUAAAUGAGAAAAGAAAAGUAAAACAAGGAUUAGUUAGAUUAAAAACAAAAGAAGGAAGGUAUGUAGAAGAGGAUAAAGGUCUAGCUGACUGCCUCAAUUAAUAUUUUUGUUCAGUAUUUACAGAUGAAAAUGAAGGAAAGGGACCUCAGUUAAGAAAAAGGAUAAAUUAGUCAUUUAUUACACGUGAGUUUACAGAGGAAGAGGUUCUAUUUCAACUGUCAAAAGUAAAGACAAAUAAGUCAAUGGGACCUGAUGGAAUACACCCAAAGCUAUUAAAAGAGCUUAGUGGUGUACUAGCAAAACCAUUAACAGAUUUAUUUAACCAGUCAUUGUUAACAGGAGUAGUCCCAGAAGAUUGGAAGUUAGCGAAUGUUGUGCCCAUUCACAAGAAAAGUAUUAGGGAGGAGUCGGGCAACUAUAGGCCAGUAAGCCUUACUUCAGUAGUGGGGAAAGUGAUAGAAACCAUGUUAAAGGAUAGGAUUGAUGAACAUCUAAAAACACAUGGAUUUCAAGAUCAGAGACAACAUGGGUUUACUUCAGGGAGAUCAUGCCAAACUAAUCUUAUUGAUUUUUUUGAUUGGGCAACUAAAAUUAUAGAUCAGGGUGGUGCAGUAGACAUUGCGUACCUAGAUUUCAGUAAGGCGUUUGACACUGUUGCACAUAGAAGGCUUAUCAAUAAACUGCAAUCUUUAAGUUUGGAUUCCAAUAUUGUUGAAUGGGUAAGGCAGUGGCUGAGUGACAGGCAACAGAGGGUUGUAGUCAAUGACGUCUAUUCAGAGCUUGGGCUUGUCACCAGUGGGGUACCUCAUGGAUCUGUACUUGUUUUGAAUAUUUUUAUUUUUAAGCAUAUUAGGAAUUUAGGCAUCAAACUGAUUUAUAACAAGGCAAUUGAUUGCCCACGCAGGGGCUGCAACAUUAAUAUAACACAGUAUUCCUUCGGUUGCCUGCGCAAAGCGGGUUUGUUUUAAAUGCUUCUUUUGUAAUUGGCAUUGCAGAUACAAGCAGGUAGUCAUUCAUGUUUCAUGGGAAGCUCAUGGUUGCCUGCGCAGAGGCGUUACAGAUAAAACAUGCAGGUACAUUAGGAACUAGGGUUUGCAACAGAUACUAGCUCUAGGAAUCCACAUGACUUCGUUCAGGUUGUGGGCUUAGAUUAUUUUUACAUUUGUCUUGUUGUUUGUCAUCUAGCUGUGUGUUGCUAAGGGUAGACAGGUAAACGGAGUCGUUACCAGAGAGGUAUGGUGGUGAUGGUGUGAAGGUCUAAGGCUAGUCUUGGGGCGUGAUUUCCCAUUUCCCUUGGGGGCUUUGGUGGGAAUUCAGCUUGUGUGUCUGUUGGAUCUGUACUUGGACCCAUUCUCUUUAAUGUUUUUAUUAGUGAUAUUGCAGAAGGCUUUGAUGGUAAGGCAUGUCUUUUUGCUGAUGAUACUAAGAUAUGUAACAGGGUUGAUGUUCCAGGAGGGAUAAGCCAAAUGGCAAAUGAUUUAGGUAAACUAGAAAAAUGUUGUGGCAACUGACAUUUAAUGUGGAUAAGUGCAAGAUAAUGCAUCUUGGACGUAAAAACCCAAGGGCAGAGUACAGAAUAUUUGAUAGAGUUCUAACCUCAACAUAUGAGGAAAGGGAUUUAGAGGUGAUUAUUUCUGAUGAUUUAAAGGUAGGCAGACAAUGUAAUAGAGCAGCAGGAAAUGCUAGCAGAAUGCUUAGUUGUAUAGGGAGAGGUAUUAGCAGUAGAAAGAGGGAAGUGCUCAUGCCAUUGUACAGAACACUGGUGAGACCUCACUUGGAGUAUUGUAUGCAGUACUGGAGACCGUAUCUUCAGAAAGAUAUUGAUACUUUAAAGAGAGUUCAGAGAAGGGCUACUAAACUGGUUCAUGGAUUGCGGGAUAAAACUUACCAGGAAAGGUUAAAGGAUCUUAACAUGUAUAGCUUGGAGGAAAGACGAGACAGGGGAUAUGAUAGAAACAUUUAAAUAUAUAAAGGGAAUCAACACAGUAAAGGAGGAGACUAUAUUUAAAAGAAGAAAAACCACCACAACAAGAGGACAUAGUCUUAAAUUAGAGGGACAAAGGUUUAAAAAUAUCAGGAAGUAUUACUUUACUGAGAGGGUAGUGGAUGCAUGGAAUAGCCUUCCAGCUGAAGUGGUAGAGGUUAACACAGUAAAGGAGUUUAAGCAUGCAUGGGAUAGACCUAUGGCUAUCCUAGCUAUAAGAUAAGGCCAGGGACUAAUUAAAGUAUUUAGAAAAUUGGGCAGACUAGAUGGGUCGAAUGGUUCUUAUCUGCCGUCACAUUCUAUGUUUCUAUGUUAUUGUCAGGCAGGGAAAUCAUCCAGACUUCCAGCAACUGCUUUCAACAUGAUUUUUCCAAGUGUACCAACCCUUACCAGAGCUAAUGAAAAGCGUUUGCUAUUUCUUUUUAGAUUUCUAUUCACCAAGCUAGUUUUGCAAUUGAAGAUCAGGUUCUGCUGGGGACCAAGCCUCCUUUCAUACUUCCUGAGCAGGAUCUGGUUGCUGCAGAGUUACAGAAGUUAGGUCUAAAUCCUGCCAUGCAUUCAUGAAAUAUGCACAGAAUUGCCAUUAGCCAGCCUUUUACUCCUGUUCCAAGUUAGUUAAAGAAGGCUGCCAGAGGUGGCGUUGCAUACCAAGGAGCAACAUAAAAUAUUUAAGUACAAUAUGUGCAGGAUGUGGGACCAAACCUUCUUAUAUACAGACAAGGAGAUGUGUACCAUAGUGGUCUGCCCGUCCAUAAGGCAAGUUUCAUUUACCAUUUAGAAUCAAAAGCCAUAUGAGCUACUUGGGUGAUUGUAUUAUAUAGCUUUUGGAGCUUGGUAGAGAAACUAUCCAAAGGUAUCGACAAUUAGGACCAAGAGUCCAAAUGAAAAACUUGAAUGAUGAGGUCCUGAAUGGUGCGCAAGAACAAAACCGCCUUAGGACAGGAUGACCUUUCAUACCACUAAAUCUCCAACAGAAGUCUGGGUUUGUCUUACCCAUUCAAAAUAUCCAGCAUAUGAAUAUUUUGACUGAUGAGAGCAGACAUCCUCUCGAUUAUUUGUAUUAAUCUAUGAAAGGUACCAUGAUCAUUCAGGUCUUUCUAUAGACCCCAUUUUGUUCUCUUGUGCAUUGGUAAGGUAAAUAUGGAUAAUGGCUCAUGGAAAGUGACACUGUUAGCAGUUAAAUGAAAAAUUCAGAAGCAAAGAGUUACUUCAAGCACCAUGACCGCUUUACUGGUUUUAAGUGGUUAUGGUGCAAGGACACUAGAAGUGCAUCAAAAUCCUGCACAUACUUAAAUAUUUUAUGUUGCUCCUGGAUAUGUAACACCACCUUUGGCAGCCUUUUUUAACUAACGUGGACUAGGAAUUAAAGGAACACUAUAGUCACUUUAGCUUAAUGAAGCAGUUUUUGUGUGUAGUUCAUGCUUCUCAGGUUUUACUGCUCAAUUAAAUAAAAACAGGUGAGUAAGCGCUAAAUAACACAAAUGAGCAGCAACCCUAAAAAGGGAAUCCCUCAGGAACCCUUAAGGAUAAGACACAAAAAAUAUAGAGUAAGGGCUGCGCUUAAAAAAUAAAUAUAUAAAAGUCCAGAUGAAAUAAAUAAAUAAAUAGAUAAAUGAAUAAAUAAAGUAGAAGAGGUCUUAUCUUGCAGUGUCCGUAGUGCUUAGUCAAAGGUAAUAAUCUUGUUUUCUGUCUUGCUUUCUGUCUUUCUUGUGGAUCGUCUCUUAUGUAAGAUAUAAAAACAAAUACAAAACCACAAUGGUGCAGUAUAUCUAUAUGGGUAAGGAAUAAAAUAUAAAGGCUUGAUUGCAAACUCACAUAUCCAAGAGCUAGGACCUGCUCUGGUAUAAAAGGCGUACAGCGGUUUAGAUCCCCGCUUAUGGGAUAUAGGAUGGUUAUCCUCCACGUGUUUCCUCCUUCCGUGGUUUAAAAGAUGCUCAAAUAAAAAGAGACAGCCAAUAGUGUUCUCUGCGUAAAAUUAAACUCCAAUAUGAAAUAGAAUAAAAAAAUGGAUACUCACAAGACAGGAGCAGGUCAACUGCUCCUGAUAUUUCGCACUGGUGGAAUAAUCCCCACCUAGGAUUGCUUGGAGUCCAGCGAAUGAUGCCAGGUAGUAAUAAUAAUUAUAUGUGUAUUAAAAGAUAAGUAAUACAAUAAAAGAUUAUAAAAUAUACUUUAAUUGUAACAUUACACAAUAUAAAAAACCAUAAACGCGUUUCGCCAAUCGGCGUUAUCAAUAUGGGUAAAGGACCUGAUACCUGGCAGAAGAACAUUUAAAUAGCAUACUCAAUUGACUCAAAAAUUGGCGCCAAAAUUUGGACAGCCAAUCAGAUUGCAGUAACAAAUUACAUACAGUAUAACACUAGUAAAACAUAAACAAUAGUAUGUAUUAAGGUAAAGCUAAAAUAGACAUUAUAAGUUAUAUAAUUAGACUUUAAAAACGAUCAGUGGUUAUUUAAAAGAAGAAAAAAGAUUCUAAAGUGCGCGGUCACGUGACCGGCAUCACAGCCGCAAGGGGUUAUGGGGUAUGUAGUUUGACGCCGGCCGGCACUGCGCAGCCGCCGGCGUCAUGAGAGGGAACUGGUGGCUGGCGUCUGUUCGCAUAACAGAUGCGUCCAGACGCCAGUAGGAGGAGCGAGGGGCGGAUGUACUGGUGACGGCGGCACGCACAAGACAGUGGCCGCCGUCAUCAGAAAGAAAAUAGACGACGGCUCACACAACGCUGUGGCCGUCGUCAUGGAGAUGCUACAUAGCUAUAUAAGGCUGAAUGGAAAGAAGGGGGAAAAGAAAAGAAACAAAUAAUAUUGAAAUCAUAUAUAAGUGGAAUAAAAUAAAAUAAAAUAAAUGGAGCUGACAAAUAAAAGGAAAUAUGGAAUAAAAAUAAAAAUAAAUAUAAAUAUAAAAUAAAAACAUGAUGGGAAGAGAAGCAGGCAGGUAAAGGGCAGCAUCAUAUCUGCUCUACUGGAUAAUAAGGGUGGGCAUAGUGAAAUAAUAUAAAAACAUAUGGUUAUAAAAAGAAUGAUUAUAAAAAAUGGAUUAUAAAAAAUUAAAUAAAUCAAAAUCAGCAUUCAGACCAUAAGGUGCAAGGGUUUGGAGUGUAUAAACCCACUCCAUCUCUUUUUUGCCUAGAAUAUUUUUAAUAUUUCCACCCCUCCAUGGGACCAUAUAUUUACCUAUAGCAAUGCAUUUAAGCAUUUUAGGAUCUUUAUUAUGUAUAAUAAAAUGUUUGGAUACUGAGUGAUUUAAGUAUCCAUUCUUAAUAUUUCUGCAGUGUUCGCUCAGACGUAUUUUUAGACACCUUGUGGUCAUUCCAACAUAUUGGAGGCCGCAAGGGCAUUCAAGCAGAUAUAUUACAUUUUUCGUGGAGCAGUUAAUAAAAUCAUUUAUUUUGUAAACCUUGUUUGUCCUUUUUGAUGUAAAUUCCGUUACUUUGGAUGGGACAUCAGGAUUGGUGGAUUUACACACAAUGCACAUUUUACACUUACAGAAACCUUUUAUUUGUGGAAAAAAGGAUAUAGGGGGAUUUUUUUUAUGAUUUUUUUCUCUUGUAAAAUUGUUGGUCAGAAUAGAUUUAAAAUUUUGGGCACCCCUAAAUAUAAUAUUGGGGCGUUCAGGUAUAAUUUUGUUUAGUAUUUCGUCUUGUUUAAGAAGGUGCCAAUGUUUUUUAAUGAUUUUUUUAACAUAAUUACUUUUAUUAUUAAAGUUAAAAAUAAUUGGUAAAGGCAUUUCUGUGUCCGUAGUUUUGGGUUUGUAUUUUAGGAGUUCAUUCCUAUCUUUCCCUUGGAUCUCCUUAAUUGUAGUUUCUAAAUCUGAUUUUGGAUAGUUUUUUUCAACAAAUUUGUCUUUUAAAAGAUUCGCUUGUAUCUCAAAGUCUUUAAGUUCUGAACAAUUUCUUCUCAGUCUGAGAAUUUGACUUUUAGGGGCGCUGUCUAACCAUGGUUGGUAAUGACAGCUAUUUUUGUCAAUAGCAGUAUUAACACAAACCUUUUUAAAGAAAGUUUUUGUAUGUACCAUACCAUUUUUUAUAAAAAUAUCGAGGUCUAAAAAAUUGAUUUGUUCUCUACUGUAUUCGCAGGUGAGUAUUAUACCUCUAUUAUUCAGGUUGAGGUUAGUAAUAAAAGAAUUUAGAGCUUCUUCAGUACCAUUCCAAAUAAAAAACAGAUCAUCAAUAUAUCUGAAAAAGGAAACCAGGUUCGCUCUCCACGCGUGGUUACCCAAAAUGGCUUGUGACUCCCAGUCAGCCAUAAACAAAUUUGCAUAGCUGGGAGCAAACCUGGUCCCCAUGGCAGUACCUCUUUUUUGCAGAUAAAAGGAGUCUAAAAACCAAAAAUAGUUAUUGUUUAAUCAAUAAAAGCUUCAAAAGGUUUAAAAGUAUUAGUAGGGGCAAACUUAAGACCUUUAGUUAAAACCGCUAGGUGUGUACUGUUUAAAAUCUUUUGUGACAGAUUAAAAAUGCCUCCGUUAGUUACAUUAAGAGAAGGUGCUAUCUUUCUAGUCUUUCUCUUUUGUUCGCGUCUACCACUUCUUCAUACCUCAUGAUAUAGGCUGUCAAGCUGUAAAAGAUAUUUUAACCAAAGAAGGAAAAAUUGCCAACCAACAAAUAGAGUUCAUUUUAGAAGGUAUCAAUAUUAUUUUAAACAAUAACUAUUUUUAGUUUUUAGACUCCUUUUAUCUGCAAAAAAGAGGUACUGCCAUGGGGACCAGGUUUGCUCCCAGCUAUGCAAAUUUGUUUAUGGCCGACUGGGAGUCACAAGCCAUUUUUGGUAACCAUGCGUGGAGAACAAACCUGGUUUCCUUCUUCAGAUAUAUUGACGAUCUGUUUUUUAUUUGGAAUGGUACCGAAGAAGCUCUAAAUUCUUUUAUCACUAACCUCAACCUGAAUAAUAGAGGUAUAAUACUCACCUGCGAAUACAGUAGAGAACAAAUCAAUUUUUUAGACCUCGAUAUUUUUAUAAAAAAUGGUAUGGUACAUACAAAAACUUUCUUUAAAAAGGUUUGUGUUAAUACUGCUAUUGACAAAAAUAGCUGUCAUUACCAACCAUGGUUAGACAGCGCCCCUAAAAGCCAAAUUCUUAGACUGAGAAGAAACUGUUCAGAACUUAAAGACUUUGAGAUACAAGCGAAUCUUUUAAAAGAUAAAUUUGUUGAAAAAAACUAUCCAAAAUCAGAAUUAGAAACUACAAUUAAGGAGAUCCAAGGGAAAGAUAGGAAUGAACUCCUAAAAUACAGACCCAAAACUACUGACACAGAAAUGCCCUUACCAAUUAUUUUUAAUUUUAAUAAUAAAAGUAAUUAUGUCAAAAAAAUCAUUAAAAAACAUUGGCACCUUCUUAAACAAGACGAAAUACUAAACAAAAUUAUACCUGAACGCCCCAAUAUUAUAUUUAGGGGUGCCCAAAAUUUUAAAUCUAUUCUGACCAACAAUUUUACAAGAGAAAAAAAUCAUAAAAAAAAUCCCCCUAUAUCCUUUUUUCCACAAAUAAAAGGUUUCUGUAAGUGUAAAAUGUGCAUUGUGUGUAAAUCCACCAAUCCUGAUGUCCCAUCCAAAGUAACGGAAUUUACAUCAAAAAGGACAAACAAGGUUUACAAAAUAAAUGAUUUUAUUAACUGCUCCACGAAAAAUGUAAUAUAUCUGCUUGAAUGCCCUUGCGGCCUCCAAUAUGUUGGAAUGACCACAAGGUGUCUAAAAAUACGUCUGAGUGAACACUGCAGAAAUAUUAAGAAUGGAUACUUAAAUCACUCAGUAUCCAAACAUUUUAUUAUACAUAAUAAAGAUCCUAAAAUGCUUAAAUGCAUUGCUAUAGGUAAAUAUAUGGUCCCAUGGAGGGGUGGAAAUAUUAAAAAUAUUCUAGGCAAAAAAGAGAUGGAGUGGGUUUAUACACUCCAAACCCUUGCACCUUAUGGUCUGAAUGCUGAUUUUGAUUUAUUUAAUUUUUUAUAAUCCAUUUUUUAUAAUCAUUCUUUUUAUAACCAUAUGUUUUUAUAUUAUUUCACUAUGCCCACCCUUAUUAUCCAGUAGAGCAGAUAUGAUGCUGCCCUUUACCUGCCUGCUUCUCUUCCCAUCAUGUUUUUAUUUUAUAUUUAUAUUUAUUUUUAUUUUUAUUCCAUAUUUCCUUUUAUUUGUCAGCUCCAUUUAUUUUAUUUUAUUUUAUUCCACUUAUAUAUGAUUUCAAUAUUAUUUGUUUCUUUUCUUUUCCCCCUUCUUUCCAUUCAGCCUUAUAUAGCUAUGUAGCAUCUCCAUGACGACGGCCACAGCGUUGUGUGAGCCGUCGUCUAUUUUCUUUCUGAUGACGGCGGCCACUGUCUUGUGCGUGCCGCCGUCACCAGUACAUCCGCCCCUCGCUCCUCCUACUGGCGUCUGGACGCAUCUGUUAUGCGAACAGACGCCAGCCACCAGUUCCCUCUCAUGAUGCCGGCGGCUGCGCAGUGCCGGCCGGCGUCAAACUACAUACCCCAUAACCCCUUGCGGCUGUGAUGCCGGUCACGUGACCGCGCACUUUAGAAUCUUUUUUCUUCUUUUAAAUAACCACUGAUCGUUUUUAAAGUCUAAUUAUAUAACUUAUAAUGUCUAUUUUAGCUUUACCUUAAUACAUACUAUUGUUUAUGUUUUACUAGUGUUAUACUGUAUGUAAUUUGUUACUGCAAUCUGAUUGGCUGUCCAAAUUUUGGCGCCAAUUUUUGAGUCAAUUGAGUAUGCUAUUUAAAUGUUCUUCUGCCAGGUAUCAGGUCCUUUACCCAUAUUGAUAACGCCGAUUGGCGAAACGCGUUUAUGGUUUUUUAUAUUGUGUAAUGUUACAAUUAAAGUAUAUUUUAUAAUCUUUUAUUGUAUUACUUAUCUUUUAAUACACAUAUAAUUAUUAUUACUACCUGGCAUCAUUCGCUGGACUCCAAGCAAUCCUAGGUGGGGAUUAUUCCACCAGUGCGAAAUAUCAGGAGCAGUUGACCUGCUCCUGUCUUGUGAGUAUCCAUUUUUUUAUUCUAUUUCAUAUUGGAGUUUAAUUUUACGCAGAGAACACUAUUGGCUGUCUCUUUUUAUUUGAGCAUCUUUUAAACCACGGAAGGAGGAAACACGUGGAGGAUAACCAUCCUAUAUCCCAUAAGCGGGGAUCUAAACCGCUGUACGCCUUUUAUACCAGAGCAGGUCCUAGCUCUUGGAUAUGUGAGUUUGCAAUCAAGCCUUUAUAUUUUAUUCCUUACCCAUAUAGAUAUACUGCACCAUUGUGGUUUUGUAUUUGUUUUUAUAUCUUACAUAAGAGACGAUCCACAAGAAAGACAGAAAGCAAGACAGAAAACAAGAUUAUUACCUUUGACUAAGCACUACGGACACUGCAAGAUAAGACCUCUUCUACUUUAUUUAUUCAUUUAUCUAUUUAUUUAUUUAUUUCAUCUGGACUUUUAUAUAUUUAUUUUUUAAGCGCAGCCCUUACUCUAUAUUUUUUACUGCUCAAUUCACUGCCAUUUUGACGUUAAAUCACUUUUUCUGUUUAUGCAGCCCUUGCCACACCUCCCCUGACUCUGAUUGACACAGCCUGCAUGAAAAAAAACAAAACUGGUUUCCCUUUCAAUCAGAUCUAAUUUACCUUAAACAAUUGUAUCUCUUGCUCUGUAAAUUUAACUUUAAUCACAUAGAGGAGGCUCUUGCAAUCUCCAGCAAGCUAUUAAAAGGACACUCCAGUGCCAGGAAAACAAACUGUUCCGCCGGUGGGGGAGACCUAAUGCGCAUGUGCGGCAAUGUCGCGUGCGCGCAUUAGACCUCUCCAUAGGAAAGCAUUGAAAAUGCUUUCAAUGCUUUCCUAUGGGGAAUUGAGCGACGCUGCAGGUCCUCACACAGCGUGAGGAUGUCCAGCGACUCUCUAGCACAGAAAACCUGUGCUAGAAACCAGGAAGUACCCUCUAGUGGCUGUCUAGUAGACAGCCACUAGAGGAGGCGUUAACCCUGCAAUGUAAUUAUUGCAGUUUAUGAAAACUGCAAUAUUUAAAGCUGCAGGGUUAAGAGUAGUGGGAGUUGGCACCCAGGCCACUCCAAUAGGCAGAAAUGGUCUGGGUGCAUGGAGUGUCCUUUAACAUAGCAGGGGAUAAGAAAAUCUAAAUUAAACAGAACUUGCAAUAAAAGAAGCAUAAACUUUAGAUGACUCUUUACAGGAAGUGUUUAGGAAAGCUGUGCAAGUCACAUGCAGGGAGGUGUGACUAGUGUUCAUAAACAAAGUGAUUUAACUCCUAAAUGGUAGAGAAUUGAGCAGUGAAACUGCAGGGACAUGAUCUAUACACCAAAACUGUUUCAUUAAGCUAAAGUGUUCCUUUAAGGGCUGGCUAACGGUAAUUUCGUGCAUAUUUCAUGUAUGAAUGGCAGGAUUUACAUCUAACUUCUGUUACUCUGCUGCAACCAGAUCCUUUUCAGCAAGUAUGAAAGGAGGCUUGGUCCCCAACAGCACCUGGUCUUCAAUUGCAACACUAGCUUGGUGUACCAUUAAUUCAGUUUCAGUAUAAUAAAUACAAAUAGAAAAUGUUGUUACACUGGAAAAAUCUUGUUGACAGCAGUUGCUGGAAGCCUGGAUAGGCUCAUUGGAAAAGUCUGGGUGUAGUGUCUCAGGUUCCUUAACCAUGCAAAGGUAAUUAUUGCAGUUUUUAAUAAACUACAAUAAUAAUAAACUUACCUUUGAGGGUCAACUCCACCUCUAGUGGUUGUCUACCAGACAGCCACUAGAGGAACUUCCGGGUUGUGUUGCCUAACUGGCGCUGCAUGUCCUCACGCUAUACAUGAGGACUUAAAGUGCCAUGUAAAAUACUUUAGGAAAGCAUUAAACAGGCUUUUCUUUAGGGGAAGUUCUAAUGUGAACACUGCCAUUGCCCUGCAUGCGCUUUAGGACAACGGCGCUGGAAUCAGGUAAGGUUUUAAAAAAAUUUAAAAAAAGGCUGCACCACGAGCGGCUCGACGGAGGGUGGCACUAUAGGGAAAAAUAGUGCCAGAAAAAUAACUUAAUUUGCCUGGCACUAUAGUUUCACUUUAAGACACAGUGAGUGGCUGCAUUUAUGAAUAGAGAUGUAUUUACUGACUUUUAUUGAUUGAACUUCAUUUCUGUUCUUUAUUUAUGAAACUGCUGUUGAAUGCUAUUUAGUUUAUUAUUAAAGUGAGCCAAUAUUGGCAUUUUUUCUUACAUUUUUAACAGUUUCUGUAACAAAUAUUUUUACAUUAUGCUUCAUUAAAUUAUCACAUGCAAGUUAAGUAAUAAGCAAAUUCUAAUCGUUUAACUAAAACGAGAGAUUCUUAAAAAAUUUUGUACUGUACAAUAUAUUUGUUUGCUCGUCUAGGUGGACCUCCUGAGAAUGAGUCGCAUUCUGCAAGUAAGGAAGCAGUAAAGAAAAAGUCAAGAAAGGAGAAACAAAGGUUCACAAGUCCGGUUCUCUGUGAAAAUAAUUACCCCAGUGACUCCUGCACCAGUGUGGAAGCCGUUGAAAACUUAUCACCAAAAUUAUCAUUAAGAAAACGAAAAGUUUCUGAUAACAAUGUCCAAAAUAAUGAGGCACAUGCAGUGCCCAAAAAGAGGCCAAAAUCCAUACUUAAAGCCAAUUCCAAAAUAAAAGAAUCAAAAGAUAUUCAAGAAAACCAUAGUGAAAUAGAAGAUGUUCUCAGUGUCGGUGAGGAGUGUAUAAUUAACAGAAAGAAAAGAUCUCAUGUGUCAACAUUACACAGAUCAGUUAUGACUGGAGAGCAAAACCAAUCUGUUAAAAAUAUUAGGAAGUCAUUGGCUGCAUUUGGGGUUGCAUAUGGGAAAAGUCCACCUGCAAAUAAGACUGUACAAAAUGCACUUAAUGAGAGUGACACAGAGUCUGCAAAGUGUCCACGUGAAGCCUUUCUUAACACUCCAACAAAAAAUAGAAAUUUGGUAUCCUCCUUUAGAACCCCUGUGUCACAUUCUGAACAUAUGUUGGACGACUCUCUUCACAAGUCUAUAUGUCAAGAAUCCUUGUGUAAUGAAAACCAGGAUUCUCAAACAGAGAACAGUUCCACUGCAAAGUAAGUAGUUUAGGUGUAUGAUUGCCAGUUUUCACAUUUGUUUUUACCUGCCAUAGUUUUUAGUUAUUAAUUUAUUUCCUAUCCAAUAAUAAUUGAUGACAGUGUCUAUGUUUGUGUUGGUUGUUCCACAAGUGAUAGCAUAAAUGCAUAUAUUUCAGUAGAAAUUGUUAAUUAGUUUUGGAACAUAACUGUUAAGUGAUUUUUUUGAUCAUGUGUAUUUAUACUGAAAUCGAUUUUAUUCAUCUUAGUGAGAGCCCUGCCAUUAAACGAUCUGUAGAAUCCAAAAGUUCAAAGAAGAAGCAGAUUAGUCCAGACCACUCAGACGAUCCAGGUAACUUAAAUUGAAUGCAUCUUACAGAGGCAAUGUCGGACCAUAACCAACUCAUUGAGAGAAAGGAAGUCCACCAACAUGG